Messenger RNA from Coregonus sp. 'balchen', 62850 nucleotides. The record is from the annotation of a GenBank genome assembly. Lineage: Eukaryota; Metazoa; Chordata; Actinopteri; Salmoniformes; Salmonidae.
AAAUUUGCCAGGGGGCAGUCCGUGCUGGACAUGGUGUGUGGCCAUCUGAACCUGCUGGAGAGGGACUACUUUGGCCUGACGUUCUAUGACACAGACAACACCAAGGUCAGAAUCUUCAUUCUUACUCCCACCUAGAACCCUCCCCCUCACUCCCACCUACUGGCACCUACAGUGCCUUCAGAAAGUAUUUGACUUUUUCCACAUUUUGUUGUGUUACAGCCUGAAUUGAAACUUUAUUAAAUUGAGAUGUUUUGUCAUUGGCCUACACAAAAUACCAUUUUUUACAAAUUAAUUACAAAUGAAAAGCUGAAAUGUCUUGAGUCAAUAAGUAUUCAACCCCUUUGUUAUGGCAAGCCUAAAUAAGUUCAGGAGUAAAAAUGUGCUUAACAAGUCACAUAAAUUGCAUGGACUCAUUCUGUGCAUCAUGUUAUGGGUUUACUUGUCAGCAGCAAGGACUAGGGAGUUUUUUUAAUGAUGAAAAGAAACGGAAUAAAGCUAAGCCCAGGCAAAAUCCUAGAGGAAAACCUGGUUCAGUCUGCUUUUCAACAGACACUGUGAUACAAAUUCACCUUUCAGCAGGACAAUAACCUAAAACACAAGGCCAAAUAUACACUGGAGUUGCUUACCAAGACAAUAUUGAAUGUUCCUGAGUGGCCUAGUUACAGUUUGGACUUAAAUCGGCUUGAAAAUCUAUGGAAAGACUUGAAAAUGACUGUCUAGCAAUGAUCAACAACCAACUUGACAAAGCUUGAAGAAUGUUGAAAAGAAUAUUGGGCAAAUAUUGUACAAUCCAGGUGUGCAAAGCUCUUAGAGACUUACCCAGAAAGACUCACAGCUGUAAUUGCUGCCAACGGUGAUUCUAACAUGCAUUGACUCAGGGGGUUGAAUAUUAAUAAAGAUAAAAGUGACAGGGUAGAAUUUAAAACAUUUCUACCAUAUGGGUAACAGGGUUGACGUGUUAUGCUCGACACGCUCAGUUUUCCAACACAAAACACUGGAAAAUGGCCUAAAAGAGUAACCCAGCUCACCUGCUUUUACACUAUGAUUUGACUAUUAGAUGUUCAAUGUUUCUUUUGAAAAUAUAAUUAAAAAAUAAUAGUUUUACCAUGUUAAAAUGAGAGUUCAGUUCAUGUUACACUGUUGACCUUAAACUUGAGGGACAAAAGUACAUUAAUUACUAAUGACAUUAAAUAAGUACAUAUCUUCAGAAAUUACUUUCCCAAAGCAACUAAAUAACUAGGGCUUUACAAUGAUGGAGAAAACCUGGGAAAAUCUUGGGGUUAAGUGGGUUAAAACCUUGCCUGGCUAUCCAUCCACAUCGCUCCGGCCAAACGCCAUGCCCACUUAUGCUUCUUCUCCACGUCUGUAUUUUCUUUCCUCCCCGACUCUUUGAGAAUGCGAACACAUUCUGACCAUUCUGAUUGGUCUCCGAUCGGUUGAAAUCAACACAAACGACUUCUAGGAUGGCAGUUUCAGACUGAUGUAUGGAGCAAUCGAUAGAGCAGCAGAAUUUAAUUCACGAUGAGUCGUCAGGCAAGUAAAAAUUCUAGAAGAACAAACAUGACGUGGGACAUGCCAAAAUGGCGAUUUUCAGAUAAAACAAACAACUUUAAAAUGAAAACACACAGCUAUUUGAAAUUUAAAAGGGAUAGUUCGAGAUUUUGGCAAUGAAGCAUGCUAGCUGAUCCCGAAGACUUCCAGUCAUUGUCUCGCGAAACUACCUCUGACUUCCUUCAUACUAGACGCAGAGACAUAAAUAUGGUAUCCUUCAUUGCCAAAAUCUCGAACUAUCCCUUUAACAUGGUUUAGUUUAGUUAGAGCAGUGUUUCCCAAACUCUGUCCUGGGAACUUAGGUUUUUGCCUUUGCACUACACAGCUGAUUUAAAUAAUAAACUCAUCAUCAAACUUGGAUUAUUUAAAUCAGCUGUGUAGUUCUAGGGCAAAAAAACUAAAUGUGCGCGCCUUGGAGUCCCCAGGACAGAGUUUGGGAAACACUGAGUUAGAGCAUAGAUGUACAGUGUGUGAUCCAACUGUUACAUUUAGUAUUUUAUCACAAUUCACACCCAUAAUGUCUGAGGGCACUCUAUUCGUGGAACAACCCAUGUGCGGGUGACAUUGUCCUUAAAAACCUGAUAAUGUAUUAACCUUUUACUGCAGUGGGCUAAAUCAAGGUCACACUGAGUGUUUCUUGAUAGUCUUAAACACAUUUACUUUGAAACAAAAGUAUACACCUCACACACAUGGUUAUGGGCUUAAAAAAAGAAGACACAUGUACCAUGUCAGAUAUAGAGUUGAAAUGUAUUCAAUUUUGAGUUUGCAUCCCAAUAUUCCACUUUAUAUACAUCACAGAAGACUGAAAUAUAACACAACCGUUUGACAUAGAAACACCGGAUUUUCGGCUUAGAAAAGAAAUAAAAGUGUAUUAAUUAUGAAAUUAUGAAAAAUAUUUAUAACAUUCCACCCAUGAGGCCACUAGGUCAUUUGACUGCAGGAAAGGACUAUGCGGUGGUUGCUGUCCUCACAGUGGACCAGUCAGGGUGAGAGAAGGACAGAGACCAUUGCCCCUUGAAAUGUGAUUGGAAAUGACUGCCCUUUUAAAGGUGGCGCGUGGGGUCCACAGUGUAUAGACAAAGUAUCUCUCAGAAGACUCCUGUGACAUUAAGCUAAGCAGACAGGGCUUAACUGGCAUUUAUAUUCCUGUGUCCUGAGAAUAUUAAAGAGACAAUCCGGGAUUGGUACAUACAUUUUUGGACUUUGAUUCUUGAGCCAUUGAUUGUUGAAGAUAUAACUUUUAAAUGCUUCAUGAGCUUAGUUCAACUGUCCUUCCCCAUCAGAACCCAAAAUACACUACAGGACCAAAACAAUGUGGACACCUGCUCGUCGAACAUCUCAUUCCAAAAUCAUGGGCAUUAAUAUGGAGUUGAUCCCCCCCUUUGCUGCUAUAACAGCCUCCACUCUUCUGGGAAAGCUUUCCGCUUGAUGUUGGAACAUUGCUGCGGGGACUUGCUUCCAUUCAGCCACAAGCAUUAGUGGGUCGGCCACUGAUGUUGGGCGAUUAGGCCUGGCUCGCGGUCGGUGCUCCAAUUCAUCCCAAAGGUGUUCGAUGGGGUUGAGGUCAGGGCUCUGUGCAGGCCAGUUAAGUUCUUCCACACCGAUCUCGACAAACCAUUUCUGUAUGGACCUCGCUUUGUGCACGGGGGCAUUGUCAUGUUGAAACAGGAAAGGGCCUUCCCCAAACUAUUGCCACAAAGUUAGCAGCACAGAAUCGUCUAGAAUGUCAUUGUAGGCUGUAGCGUUAAGAUUUCCCUUCACUGGACCUAAGGGGCCUGAACCAUGAAAAACAGCCCCAGACCAUUAUUCCACCUCCACCAAACUUUACAGUUGGCACUAUGCAUUCGGGCAGGUAGCGUUCUCCUGGCAUCUGCCAAACCCAGAUUAGUCCGUCGGACUGCCAGAUGGUGAAGCGUGAUUUAUUACUCGCCGGCGAGCUUUACACCACUCCAGCCAACGCUUGUCAUUGUGCAUGGUGAUCUCAGGCUUGUGUGCGGCUGCUCGGCCAUGGGAACCCAUUUCAUGAAGCUCCUGACAAACAGUUAUUGUGCUUACGUUGCUUCCAGAGGCAGUUUCGAACUUGGUAGUGAGUGUUGCAACCGAGGGACAGACGCGCUACUCUCUUCAGCACUCGGUGGUCCCGUUCUGUGAGCUUGUGUGGCCACUUCGCGGCUGAGCCAUUUUUGCUCCUAGUCGUUCCACUUUACAAUAACAGCACUUACAGUUGACCGGGACGAACUGACUUGUUGGAAAGGUGGCAUCCUAUGACGGUGCUACGUUGAAAGUCACUGAGCUCUUCAGUAAGGACAUUCUAAUGCCAAUGUUUGUCUAUGUAGAUUGCAUGGCUGUGUGCUUGAUUUUAUACACCUGUCAGCAACGGGUGUGGCUGAAAUAGCCAAUCCACUAAUUUGAAGGGGUGUUCACAUAUUGUUGUAUAUAUAGUGUAUAAGCUUGUUUUACUCCAUCAUUUGAAAACAAUUCAAUUGUAAAAAAAAAUAAAAAAAAUAAAAAGGAAACGCUGUAUAGCUUCAGAACAUGGAUAAAACUAUAAUUUUGAUCUCAUAUAUAGUCAGUUGUCGCAUCCAUAGCUAGAUCAAGGAAUUGGAGAGUGGUAACAUUUCUCCAGCCCCAUCCCUCAGCAUACCUGCCAAGGUAUGUAUGGCGCCGUACCAAGAUAAUAUGGCGCUGUACUGGAUGGUUGCCGUUUUGGAAGCUCCCACCAAACUUUGCUCUUUUGUGCUUAUUUUCUUACUUAUUUUUAUUUUAUUUUCAAGAAAUGUAUCCGCUAUGAUUUCAUACAACCGACAAUAACUUUUGAACAUCAGAUCGGCAGUUACUUACCUCAAUUCCGGCUUCAACUUUAACUCAUUUGCCCUGGGCUCUUUCUGUAAUUCCGACCCAAUCUUCAGGCUUCCCAAGAAGAAAUAUGUGUCGACCCAUUGUUCACCCAUCUUGGAAUACCUGAUGGUCAAAUGCCAACCCUUCUACCUCCUGAGAGAGUUUUCAGCUGUUAUCGUGACUGUUGUAUAAAUUCCACUUCAGGACAAGAAAAAUAACAAGCUGGCACUUAACAAACUGUAUGAGGCUAUAAACAAGCAGGAAAACUUACAUCCGGAGGCUGCUUUUCUGGUUACUGGCGAUUUUUAUUCUGCGUCAUUAAGACACGUGAUGCCCAACUUCCAUCAACACGUCUCCUUCUCCACAAAUGCAGAUAAAGUCCUAGACCACUGUUAUUCAACCCACAAGCAAGCCCUUCCUCGUCCGCCAUUUGGCAAAUCAGAUCAUGACUCCGUACUCCUGCUUCCAGAAGAUCAAAUAGGAAGUACCCGUGACUCUCUCCAUUGAGAAAUGGUCACCAGAAUCAGAGAUUAUGCUACAGGACUGCUUUACUAGCGUUGAUUGGAAUAUGUUUAGAGACUCCGCUGAUAACAUUGACGAGCUAACCACCUCCGUCACCGGCUUCAUUAGGAAAUGCAUCAGCGAAGUUUAUCCCCACAGUGAAGGUUCGCUGCUUUCCCCAAUCAAAAGGCCUGGAUUAACACCGAGGUUGGUGCUAAACUAAGAGACAGGGCUACCGCACACAGGGCUGUCGCAGACAACCCUGAGGCUAUGGCUGAGGACAGGAACAAGUACAAGAGGUCCUGCUAUGACCUCCCCAGAGUCAUCAAACGAGCAAAAGGACAAUAUACUGUAGGAAUAAGGUAGAAUCAUAUUACAGAGGCUCUGCCGCCUGCCGCAUGUGGCAAGGGCUACAGUCCCUUACAGAUUACAAAUGAAGACCUAGCCGUGAUCUGCCCAACGAUGCCUCUCUACCAGACGAACUCAAAUCAUUUUAUGCACUCUUCGACAAUAACAACAUCGUGCCAGGUGUAAGGGCCACCACCGACCCAGAGGACCGGUUGAUCUCGCUCUCCGAGGCCAAUCUUUAAAUCAGGUCAACACCCGCAAGUCCGGGGGGCCCGACAGUAUUCCAGGGCAUGUUCUCAGAGCAUGCUCAGAACAGCUGGCAGGCAUAUUCACAGUAAUUUUCAACCUCUCCUUGUCCCAGUCUGUAAUCCCCACAUCUUUUAAGAUGACCACCAUCAUUCCUGUUCCCAAGAACUCUUCAUGCCACAAUGACUUCCGACAUGUAGCGCUCACAACUGUAAUCAUGAAGUGCUUUGAGAGGCUGGUAAUGGCUCACAUCAACUCCAUCAUCCCAGACAACCUAGACCCACUCCAAUUUGCAUAUCGCCCCAACAGGUCCAUAGACGACGCAAUCUCAAUUGCACUCCACAUUGCCCUCACCCACCUGGAAAAGAGGAAUACCUAUGUGAGAAUACUGUUCAUUGACUACAGCUCAGCGUUCAACACCAUUGUCACUUCCAAGCUCGUCACCAAGCUUAGGACCCUGGGACUGAACACCUCCCUCUCUAACUGGAUCCUGGACUUUCUGAUGGGCCGAUCCCAGGUGGUAAGUGUAGGCAACAUCACCUCAGCCACGCUGGUCCUCAACACGGGGGCCCCACAGGGGUAUGUGCUUAGUCCCCUCCUGUACUCCCUGUUCACCCACGACAGUGUGGCCACGCACGACUCCAACACCAUCAUCAAGUUUGUUGACGACACGACGGUGGUAGGGCUGAUCACCGGUGACGAUGAGACAGCCUACACGGAGGAGGUCAGUGACCUGGCAGUGUGGUGCUGGAACAAAGUCUCUCCCUCAACGUCAGUAAGACCAAGGAGCUGAUCGUGGACUGCAGGAAACGGGGCGAGCAUGCAUUCAUCCACAUCGGCGGGGCUGCAGUGGAGUGGGUCGAGAGCUUCAAGUUCCUCAGUGUCUAAAUCACUAAGACUUAAAAUGGUCCACACACACCACACAGUCGUGAACAAGGCGCGACAGCACCUCUUCCCCCUCCAAAAGUUAUACAGCUGUACCAUUGAGAGCAUGUUGACUGGCAUGGCAAUAGCACCACCCUCGGUCGCAUGGCGCUACAGAGGGUGGUGCGGACAGACCAGUACAUCACUGGGGCCAAGCUCCCUGCCAUCCAGGACCUCUAUAUCAGGCGGUGCGAAAGGAAGACUCCAGUCACCCAAGCAAUAGACUGUUCUCUCUGCUUUCGCACGACAAGGGGUACCGGUGCAUCAAGUCUGACUCCAACAGGCUCCUGAACAGCUUUUAUCUACAAGCCAUAAGACUGCUAAAUAGCUAACUAAAUAGCUAACAAAAUGGCUACAAGGACUAUCUGAGUUGACCCUUUUAUUUGUAUUUUUUUCACACUCACAGGGCCCUUCACACUCACGCACACUGACACUCCACAUCAUUUGCUCACUCACACAUAAUAUGCACGUAGAUUGAUACUGACUCUACACACACACACCCACUCACAUACAAUCAUAUACGCUGCUGCUACACUGUUUAUCAUAUAUCCUGAUGCCUAGUCACCUUACCCCUAUACAUAUCUACCUCUAUCACUCCAGUAUCCCUGCACAUUGUAAAUAUGGUACUGGAACUGACCCUGUAUGCUUACCUACUUCUUAUUUCUUCUUUUUAUUUGUUGUGUGUUUUAGUUCUACCUUAUGUUAUUUUUUGUAUUACAUUUGUAUUGCUUUCUGCAUUGUUGGGUUUAUAGCUUGCAAGAAAGGCAUUUCACUGUACUUGUGCAUGUGACAUAAAAAACUUGAACUUGAACUUGCUAGGCACCCCCCCUGGAGUUGCCGGAGCAGGCCUGCGCCUCCGCGGCUAAAGCGAGUGUGAGAAACUUGCUAGCAAUGUUUGCACUAUGAAACUAAAUAAAUACUUCACAAACGUCUUUGCUAGAACGUGUAUCCCUUGGGGUCCCCAGGACCGAGUUUGGGAAACGAUGAGUUAGAGCAUAGAUGUACAGUGCAUACGGAAAGUAUUCAGACCCCUUGGCUUUUUCCACAUUUUGUUACGUUAAAGCCUUAUUCUAAAAUUGAUUAAAUAAAACAUUUUCCUCAUCAAUCUACACACAAUACCCCAUAAUGACAAAGCGAAAACAGGUUUUUAGAAAUGUCUGCACAUUUAUAAAAACAAAAACAAAACAGAAAUACCUUAUUUACAUAAGUAUUCAGACCCUUUGCUAUGAGACUCUAAAUUGAGCUCAAGUGCAUCCUGUUUCCAUUGAUCAUCCUUGAGAUGUAUCUACAACUUGAUUGGAGUCCACCUGUGUUAAAUUCAAUUGAUUGGACAUGAUUUGGAAAGGCACACACCUGUCUAUAUAAGGUCCCACAGUUGACAGUGCAUGUCAGAGCAGAAACCAAGCCAUGAGGUCAAAGGAAUUGUCUGCAGCAUUGAAGGUCCCCAAGAACACAGUGUCUUCCAUCAUUCUUAAAUGGAAGAAGUUUGGAACCACCAAGACUCUUCCUAGAACUGUCCGCCUGGCCAAACUGAGCAAUCAGUGGAGAAGGGCCUUGGUCAGGGAGGUGACUAAGAACCCGAUGGUCACUCUGACAGAGCACCAGAGUUCCUCUGUGGAUAUGGGAGAACCUUCCAGAAGGACAACCAUCUGUGCAGCACUCCAUCAAUCAGGCCUUUAUGGUAGAGUGGCCAGACGGAAGCCACUCCUCAGUAAAAGGCAUAUGAUAGCCCACUUGGAGUUUGCCAAAAGGCAACUAAAGACUCUCAGACCAUGAGAAACAAGAUUCUCUGGGCUGUUGAAACCAAGAUUUAACUCUUUGUACUGAAUGCCAAGCGUCACGUCUGGAGGAAAACUGGCACCAUCCCUACGGUGAAGCAUGGUGGUGGCAGCAUCAUGCUGUGGGGAUGUUUUUCUGCGGCAGGGACUGGGAGACUAGUCAGGAUCGAGGGAAAGAUGAACGGAGCAAAGUACAGAGAGAUCCUUGAUGAAAACCUGCUCCAGAACGCUCAGGACCUCAGACUGGGGCUAAGGUUCACCUUCCAACAGGACAACAACCCUAAUCACACAGCCAAGACAACGCAGGAGUGGCUUCGGGACAAGUCUCUGAAUGUCAUUGAGUGGCCCAGCCAGAGCCCGGACAUGAACCCGAUCCAACAUCUCUGGAGAGACCUGAAAAUAGCUGUGCAGCGACGCUCCCCAUCCAACCUGACAGACCUUGAGAGGAUCUGCUGAGAAGACUGGGAGAAACUCCCCCAAUACAGGUGUGCCAAGCUUGUAGCGUUAUACCCAAGAAGACGGGGCGGCAGGUAGCUUAGUGGUUAAGAGCGUUGUGCCAGUAACCGAAAGGUCGCUGGUUCUAAUCCCCGAGCCAACUAGGUGAAAAAUCUGUUGAUGUGCCCUUGAGCAAGGCAUUUAACCCUAAUUGCUCAUUUAAGUCACUCUGGAUAAGAGCGUCUGCUAAAUGACAAAAAAAAAAAAAAGGACUCAAGGCUGUAAUUGCUGCCAAAGGUGCUUCAGUAAAGGGUCUGAAUACUUAUGUAUUUUGUGGAACGACCCAGUUAGAUGUUGUUGACUGAUUUAGGUAACAGCAGUAAGCUAGUUUAGCUGCUAGCAAUUGUGACUAGCUAGCUAACUAACAACAACAAUUUCCAAAAUAGUGACAAAGCAAUGGACAGAAAUGACUCAUGUUUGUGAAAUAAUCCGUCUGCAUUUAUUGUUGUUGUAGUUAAAGAUUCCUAGUAGUCCCAUUAUGCGUCUCCAAAAUCUGAACCCAUCCAUACUAGCUAUUUAAAUUGGUUUACAAGCCUCAGACUUUGGCAUGGGUAAAAAUGGCAUGUGCAUGUGCAUCUGGGCAGCCUUCCACACGUGGGACUUGGACUUGGUAGCUAAUUUGAAAUAUCCAAGUGCAUGCACGUCUGGUUGGCUGAGCUGGAAAAUCAGCUGUUUUUGACCGGUAUAUGCCCACAUUCUUUUGUUUCCUAACAGGCCAAGCAGGGGCACAGAGAAUAACUGCUUUUUUUAAAAUCUUUAAUUGGCAUUUUAGGAAGGAAAUUAAUUAAUUAAUAUUGUAAUUAAUUAUAGGUCAUAUUUCAUAGAAAUCUGCAACACUGGGAAGUUACUUUAAGGCAUUGAUGGUUUACUGAGGCAUUUAUUUCCUAUUGCUUUGUGGAUGCAUUUCGCCCCCAAUAGAGGAGAUGGCUUUGGAAGAGAGGAGUCAGUGCAGUAGUUAGCUCCCUGACAGGGUUUUCGUAGAGAGGGGCAUUGGCUGGUUUUUGCUGUGUGUUGUUCUCAAGGGGAUUUCUCCAUUCUUUCUUUCAGAAUUGGCUGGACCCGUCAAAGGAGAUCAAGAAGCAAAUCCGAAGUUAGUGUGACCACGCACGCACACACGCACGCACAAACACACACACAAACACACACACACACACACACACACACACACACACACCACACACACACACUCACACACUCACACUCACACUCACACUCACACACACAGACACAGACACACACACACAAAGAAACACACACACAGUGCUAACUGUGUGACUGUGUGUCGUUUAUCCACAGUUGGCUCAUGGCAUUUCGGCUUUGCUGUUAAGUUUUAUCCCCCUGACCCAUCUCAACUCACUGAAGACAUCACCAGGUGGGUUUGGAUUAUCAACAGCAACAACAUCCACUAAAUAUACUAUGGAAGUCAGAUUUGAUGUCUAACUGCCUUUAUUGAUAUUAACCAGUCCCUCCAGGAUUUUGCGAUUUAUGCUAGGGCUUGCAAAUUUGACCAAUCACCUCACUAUUACGGCAUUAAACAGUAAAAUCACUGCAAUUAUUACUUCAUAAAACUGUGUGAUCACUGCACUACAAAAAGAGAGCUCGCAAUUUUAACAAAUCACUUUGUUUGCAUUUUAAUGAGGGAAAUAAGUAUUUGACCCCUCUGCAAAACAUUACUUAGUACUUGGUGGCAAAACCCUUGUUGGCAAUCACAGAGGUCAGACGUUUCUUGUAGUUGGCCGUCAGGUUUGCACACAUCUCAGGAGGGAUUUUGUCCCACUCCUCUUUGCAGAUCUUCUCCAAGUCAUUAAGGUUUCGAGGCUGACGUUUGGCAACUCGAACCUUCAGCUCCCUCCACAGAUUUUCUAUGGGAUUAAGGUCUGGAGACUGGCUAGGCCACUCCAGGACCUUAAUGUGCUUCUUCUUGAGUCACUCCUUUGUUGCCUUGGCCGUGUGUUUUGGGUCAUUGUCAUGCUGGAAUACCCAUCCACGACUCAUUUUCAAUGCCCUGGCUGAGGGAAGGAGGUUCUCACCCAAGAUUUGACGGUACAUGGCCCCGUCCAUCGUCCCUUUGAUGCGGUGAAGUUGUCCUGUCCCCUUAGCAGAAAAACACCCCCAAAGCAUAAUGUUUCCACCUUCAUGUUUGACGGAGGGGAUGGUGUUCUUGGGGUCAUAGGCAUCAUUCCUCCUCCUCCAAACACGGCGAGUUGAGUUGAUGCCAAAGAGCUCCAUUUUGGUCUCAUCUGACCACAACACUUUCACCCUGGGAGCCAGAAAUCUUUCUGAUUGAGAGGGGGUCAAAAACGUAUUUCCCUCAUUAAAAUGCAAAUCAAUUUAUAACAUUUUUGACAUGCGUUUUUCUGUAUUAUUUUGUUGUUAUUCUGUCUCUCACUGUUCAAAUAAACCUACCAUUAAAAUUAUAGACUGAUAAUUUCUUUGUCAGUGGGCAAACGUACAAAAUCAGCAGCGGAUCAAAUACUUUUUUCCUUCACUGUAAAUAAUGCCAAUGAUAUACAGAUUUUAAAACAAACUUGGAGGCAAAUAAAAGGAAGAAGGAUGUAAGAUGCUAACCUCAUAUUCUAACUGUUUAGGUGUUCAAAGCCCAUGACUAACCGCUGUACCACAGAGUUUUGAUAAAUGCCUUGGUCAAAACGUAUAUCUGAACAUCAAAUGCUUCUGUUUAUUGCUGACCAGCAGGUGUCACUAAUGUGCAUUGUGUUAAAAGCUCAGAGUAAUUAACAGUUUUUCAGCACUAAUUGGUGAGAGCCCCAAAGGCUUCAGAAAGCCUUAUUUUCCCAUCACUAGGGGCUUUCUGUUUGAGGAAACCUAUUGGACAAAUACUAAAAGAGCAUAUUUUCCAUAACCUGUAGGUAGGUAGGUAGGUACAGUUCCUUGCAAAAGUAUUCAUUCCCCUUGGCGUUUUUCCUAUUUUGUUGCAUUACUACCUGUAAUUUAAAUUGAUUGUAAUUUGGAUUUCAUGUAAUGGACAUACACAAAAUAGUCCAAAUUGGUGAAGUGAAAUUAAAAAAAUAACUUGUUUCAAAAAAUUCAAAAAAAUUAAUAACGGAAAAGUGGUGCGUGCAUAUGUAUUCACCCCCUUUGCUAUGAAGCCCCUAAAUAAGAUCUGCCGUAACCAUUUACCUUCAGAAGUCACAUAAUUAGUUAAAUAAAGUCCACCUGUGUGCAAUCUAAGUGUCAUGUCAUCUGUCACAUGAUCUCAGUAUAUAUACACCUGUUCUGAAAGGCCCCAGAGUCUGUAACACCUCUAAGCAAGGGGCACCAUCAUGCAAGCGGCACCAUGAAGACCAAGGAGCUCUCCAAACAGGUCAGGGACAAAGUUGCGGAGAAGUACAGAUCAGGGUUGGGUUAUAAAAAAAUUACAGAAACGUUGAACAUCCCACGGAGCACCAUUAAAUCCAUUAUUAAAAAAUGGAACGAAUAUGGCACCACAACAAACCUGCCAAGAGAGGGCCGCCCACCAAAACUCACAGACCAGGCAAGGAGGGCAUUAAUCAGAGAGGCAACAAAGAGACCAAAGAUAACCCUGAAGGAGCUGCAAAGCUCCACAGCGGAGAUUGAAGUAUCUGUCCAUAGGACCACUUUAAGCCGUACACUCCACAGAGCUGGGCUUUACGGAAGAGUGGCCAUAAAAAAGCCAUUGCUUAAAUAAAAAAAUAAGCAAACACGUUUCGUUUUCGCCAAAAGGCAUGUGGGAGACUCCCCAAACAUAUGGAAGAAGGUACUCUGGUCAGAUGAGACUAAAAUUGAGCUUUUUGGCCAUCAAGGAAAAUGCUAUGUCUGGCGCAAGCCCAACACCUCUCAUCACCCCGAGAACACCAUCUCCACAGUGAAGCAUGGUGGUAGCAUCAUGCUGUGGGGAUGUUUUUCAUCGGCAGGGACUGGGAAACCGGUCAGAAUUGAAGGAAUUAUGGAUGGCGCUAAAUACAGGGACAUUUUUGAGGGAAACCUGUUUCAGUCUUCCAGAGAUUUGAGACUGGGACGGAGGUUCACCUUCCAGCAGGACAAUGGCCCUAAGCAUACUGCUAAAGCAACACUCGAGUGGUUUAAGGGGAAACAUUUAAAUGUAUUGGAAUGGCCUAGUCAAAGCCCAGACCUCAAUCCAAUUGAGAAUCUGUGGUAUGACUUAAAGAUUGCUCUACACCAGCGGAACCCAUCCAACUUGAAGGAGCUGGAGCAGUUUUGCCUUGAAGAAUGGUCAAAAAUCCCAGUGGCUAGAUGUGCCAAGCUUAUAGAUACAUACCCCAAGAGACUUGCAGCUGUAAUUGCUGCAAAAGGUGGCUCUACAAAGUAUUGACUUUGGGGGGGUGAAUAGUUAUGCACGCUCAAGUUUUCUGUUUUUUUGUAUUAUUUCUUGUUUGUUUCACAAUAAAAAAUAUUUUGCAUCUUCAAAGUGGUAGGCAUGUUGUAUAAAUCAAAUGAUACAAAUCCCCAAAAAUCAAUUUUAAUUCCAGGUUGUAAGGCAACAAAAUAGGAAAAAUGCCAAGGGGGGUGAAUACUUUCUCAAGCCACUGUAGGUAGGACUGGUGUCUAAACUGAUAGUUCAGAGCUUCUGCUCUUUUCUAUAACAUGUAGGGAACACAGUAUAUGGUCUAUACUUUGCAUGUAGGUUUCUCACUCAUGGGUGGCACAAAUUGGGAUAUGUCAGAUGGGAAUGGGUGGGGUAUAUGCAAAUGAAAUAAUGUAGUAUUACUAUAGUAAACAGUAGUGUUUUUGCGGACACUAGAGUUUUUUGCGGACAUUACUGUAGUAUUUACUACAGUGUUUUUUUGCGGAUAACACUGUAGUACUUAAUAAAGUAUUCUACAGUAUACUGCAAAAUUAUAUAGUUUAUACUACAUAUGAUCGAGGGAUACUACAGUGUGUAGUAUAGUAUUCUACAGCCUGAUUCCUAACCUUUUUCAGUUAUUGUACCACCAACUGAAUUUUGCUCUGCCCGGGGUCCCCCUGAAGUACUCCCUUAUGUGCAUUUUACCAGUACGCCUAUGGUCUCAUGAGUCUUCUCAAGUACCCCCUGUGGAUAGGCGAAGUACCCCCAGGUGUCCUAGUACCCCUGGUUGGGAAUCACUGUUCUACAGUAUACAAAAAAAGUAUAUAGUAAGUACUACACAAUCAAGGGAUGCUACAGUGUGUAGUAUAGUAGGUCACACUUUAUUUGUAUAGUACGGAUUUUUUAUUGUAAUUUUGUUUUGUCAGAGGGCGUGAGAGUUAUUUAAGAUACUCUUCAAAGAUGACUUUAGGUGGAAGCUUGUUCCACCAUUGGGGUGCCAGGACAGUGAAGAGCUUUGGCUGGGCUGAGUGGGAGCUGCCCUCCUGUAGGGGUGGGAGGGCCAAGAGACCAGUGGUGGCGGAACAGAGUUCUCGGGUUGGGAUGUAGGGUUUGAUCAUAGCCUGACGGUAAGGAAGGGCAGUUCCCCUUAUGGCUCCAUAAGAAAGCACCAUGGUCUUGAAGAUGAUGCGAGCUUAGACUGGAAGCCAGUGGAGUGUUUGGAGGAGCGGGAUUUGGACCUGUGCCGCUUCCUGUGUGAGGAAUGGCCAUACUCUACGGAUGUACUCCGCUUUGAUGUUUGCAGAGAAGGGUGUUGUUGUCCAGGGUCAAGCCAAGGUUCUUCGCACUCUGGGAGAUUAGGGGGGGGGGGGCAAUACAGUGGGGAAAAAAGUAUUUAGUCAGCCACCAAUUGUGCAAGUUCUCCCACUUAAAAAGAUGAGAGAGGCCUGUAAUUUUCAUCAUAGGUACACGUCAAAAUGAGAUUUUUUUUCUCCAGAAAAUCACAUUGUAGGAUUUUUUAUGAAUUUAUUUGCAAAUUAUGGUGGAAAAUAAGUAUUUGGUCAAUAACAAAAGUUUCUCAAUACUUUGUUAUAUACCCUUUGUUGGCAAUGACGCAGGUCAAACAUUUUCUGUAAGUCUUCACAAGGUUUUCACACACUGUUGCUGGUAUUUUGGCCCAUUCCUCCAUGCAGAUCUCCUCUAGAGCAGUGAUGUUUUGGGGCUGUCGCUGGGCAACACAGACUUUCAACUCCCUCCAAAGAUUUUCUAUGGGGUUGAGAUCUGGAGAAUGGCUAGGCCACUCCAGGACCUUGAAAUGCUUCUUACGAAGCCACUCCUUCGUUGCCCGGGUGGUGUGUUUGGGAUCAUUGUCAUGCUGAAAGACCCAGCCACGUUUCAUCUUCAAUGCCCUUGCUGAUGGAAGGAGGUUUUCACUCAAAAUCUCACGAUACAUGGCCCCAUUCAUUCUUUCCAUUACACGGAUCAGUCGUCCUGGUCCCUUUGCAGAAAAACAGCCCCAAAGCAUGAUGUUUCCACCCCCAUGCUUCACAGUAGGUAUGGUGUUCUUUGGAUGCAACUCAGCAUUCUUUGUCCUCCAAACACGACGAGUUGAGUUUUUACCAAAAAGUUAUAUUUUGGUUUCAUCUGACCAUAUGACAUUCUCCAAAUCCUCUUCUGGAUCAUCCAAAUGCACUCUAGCAAACUUCAGACGGGCCUGGACAUGUACUGGCUUAAGCAGGGGGACACGUCUGGCACUGCAGGAUUUGAGUCCCUGGCGGCAUAGUGUGUUACUGAUGGUAGGCUUUGUUACUUUGGUCCCAUCUCUGCAGGUCAUUCACUAGGUCCCCCCGUGUGGUUCUGGGAUUUUUGCUCACCGUUCUUGUGAUCAUUUGACCCCACGGGGUGAGAUCUUGCGUGGAGCCCCAGAUCGAGGGAGAUUAUCAGUGGUCUUGUAUGUCUUCCAUUUCCUAAUAAUUGCUCCCACAGUUGAUUUCUUCAAACCAAGCUGCUUACCUAUUGCAGAUUCAGUCUUCCCAGCCUGGUGCAGGUCUACAAUUCUGUUUCUGGUGUCCUUUGACAGCUCUUUGGUCUUGGCCAUAGUGGAGUUUGGAGUGUGACUGUUUGAGGUUGUGGACAGGUGUCUUUUAUACUGAUAACAAGUUCAAACAGGUGCCAUUAAUACAGGUAACGAGUGGAGGACAGAGGAGCCUCUUAAAGAAGAAGUUACAGGUCUGUGAGAGCCAGAAAUCUUGCUUGUUUGUAGGUGACCAAAUACUUAUUUUCCACCAUAAUUUGCAAAUAAAUUCAUUAAAAAUCCUACAAUGUGAUUUUCUGGAUUUCUUUUCCUCAAUUUGUCUGUCAUAGUUGACGUGUACCUAUGAUGAAAAUUACAGGCCUCUCUCAUCUUUUUAAGUGGGAGAACUUGCACAAUUGGUGGCUGACUAAAUACUUUCCCCCCCCACUGUAUAACCUAUGUUUCCCCCCACUUUGGUUCUGAAAUCACCAUCCCCCACUAAUUAACUUGUCAUUUUUGCAGAUGAAGUGUUUGAGCUAGUAAUGUAUCAAUAUUUAUCAUUUACAAAUUAGCUAUGACAUAGCCAAUGAAUAUAUAGCACAACUUUGGAUUUUACCCCCAUCUGAUUUUGACAGUUUGGACGUUUUUACGGAGUGAUCUUCUCUUCUCCUCUUGCUUCGGCCAUGCAGUGCGCCUUGCAAAACUGAUUGCUGUCCUCGUUGUGAAAUGAUUAACUUUACCCUGUACAGUGAGGGGAAAAAAGUUUUUGAUCCCCUGCUGAUUUUGUACGUUUGCCCACUAACAAAGAAAUGAUCAGUCUAUAAUUUUAAUGGUAGGUUUAUUUGAACAGUAAGAGACAGAAUAACAACAAAAAAAUCCAGAAAAACACAUGUCAAAAAUGUUAUAAAUUGAUUUGCAUUUUAAUGAGGGAAAUAAGUAUUUGACCCCCUCUUAAUCAGAAAGAUUUCUGGCUCCCAGGUGUCUUUUAUACAGGUAACGAGCUGAGAUUAGGAGCACACUCUUAAAGGGAGUGCUCCUAAUCUCAGCUUGUUACCUGUAUAAAAGACACCUGUCCACAGAAGCAAUCAAUCAAUCAGAUUCCAAACUCUCCACAAGACCAAAGAGCUCUCCAAGGAUGUCAGGGACAAGAUUGUAGACCUACACAAGGCUGGAAUGGGCUACAAGACCAUCGCCAAGCAGCUUGGUGAGAAGGUGACAACAGUUGGUGCGAUUAUUCGCAAAUGGAAGAAACACAAAAUAACUGUCAAUCUCCCUCGGCCUGGGGCUCCAUGCAAGAUCUCACCUCGUGGAGUUGCAAUGAUCAUGAGAACGGUGAGGAAUCAGCCCAGAACUACACGGGAGGAUCUUGUCAAUGACCUCAAGGCAGCUGGGACCAUAGUCACCAAGAAAACAACUGGUAACACACUACGCCGUGAAGGACUGAAAUCCUGCAGCGCCCGCAAGGUCCCCCUGCUCAAGAAAGCAAAUAUACAGGGCCGUCUGAAGUUUGCCAAUGAACAUCUGAAUGAUUCAGAGGAGAACUGGGUGAAAGUGUUGUGGUCAGAUGAGACCAAAAUUGAGCUCUUUGCCAUCAACUCAACUCACCGCGUUUGGAGGAGGAGGAAUGCUGCCUAUGACCCCAAAAACACCAUCCCCACCGGCAAACAUGGAGGUGGAAACAUUAUGCUUUGGGGGUGUUUUUCUUUUAAGGGGACAGGAUAACUUCACCGCAUCAAAGGGACGAUGGACGGGGCCAUGUACCGUCAAAUCUUGGGUGAGAACCUCCUUCCCUCAGCCAGGGCAUUGAAAAUGGGUCGUGGAUGGGUAUUCCAGCAUGAUAAUGACCCAAAACACACGGCCAAGGCAACAAAGGAGUGGCUCAAGAAGAAGCACAUUAAGGUCAUGGAGUGGCCUAGCCAGUCUCCAGACCUUAAUCCCAUAGAAAAUCUGUGGAGGGAGCUGAAGGGUCGAGUUGCCAAACGUCAGCCUCAAAACCUUAAUGACUUGGAGAAGAUCUGCAAAGAGGAGUGGGACAAAAUCCCUCCUGAGAUGUGUGCAAACCUGGUGGCCAACUACAAUAAAUGUCUGACCUCUGUGAUUGCCAACAAGGGUUUUGCCACCAAGUACUAAGUCAUGUUUUGCAGAGGGGUGAAAUACUUAUUUCCCUCAUUAAAAUGCAAAUCAAUUUAUAACAUUUUUGACAUGCAUUUUUCUGGAUUUUUUUGUUUUUAUUCUGUCUCUCACUGUUCAAAUAAACCUACCAUUAAAAUUAUAGACUGAUCAUGUCUUUGUCAGUGGGCAAACGUACAAAAUCAGCAGGGGAUCAAAUACUUUUUUCCCUCACUGUAUAUAAAAAAAUGACCAUAUACACUGAUUGUUUAACGCAAAACUACCAAAACUAUUGCUGAUGAUGAACCUGAACAAUCAAAAUACAAUCUAUUGUAAACCCUGUUCAGCAGGUAUAGCCAGAUGAGAAGUGUCUCCAGUAGCUUACUUUUAUUCCAUUAAAACACAAUUUUCAACAGCGCAUAGAUAACAAUGACCUAGCAAAUUACAUACAACUAAUAAAGCCUAAAAUCAAGCCAUUUUAGCAUUUUAAAUUCUGAAGGCCGCCUACCUCGCAUUGGUCAGCACGCGAAACUGGGCACAGUGUGCAGUUUGACUAGGCUACUGAUAUUGCCUAUGGCUGUUUGCCAUGCAAAAUGACUAUCAAUAUCUGUCAACACAGUUACAUGCAGUUUGACACUGAAGGAGAGGAAGCAUCAGUUGUCACAAAAGAUGAGAGGUAUUUUCAAAAGGUAGAAAGAAUGUAAUAUGACCAAAUACAUUUAGUGAACCAGCGAUUUGUUAAAUUGUAAUAGAUUUUCUGACCGAUGCAUGCUACAUUGGAUCGGUUUGGGGUCCGUGGACCGAUGCACUUGUAUCUUAAACAUUUGAAUCGGGGACCGAUGCGUAUCAGUGAAUCGUUACAUCCCUAGUGUGGAGUAUAGUAUUCUACAGUAUACUACAAGAUUAUAUAGUAAGCACUACACGAUCGAGGGAUACUACAGUGUGUAGUAUAGUAUUCUACAGUAUACUACAAAAUUCUAUAUUAAGUACUACAUAUGAUCAAGGGAUACUACCGUGUGGAGUAUAGUAUUGUACAGUACACUACAGUUUACUACAUAAUUCUAUAGUAAGUACUAUACUAUUCUGUAGUAAACUGUAGUAUUGUUUCAUGUGAGAUAUCACAAAAAAACUGCGAAAUCCUGGAGGGACUAACGAGCUGUGGGAAGUUGCCUUAUAAAUCCUGCAUUCCCUCUAUGCUGUUUGCCUCUUGUGUAUCCAUGAUCAUGUUCAUUAGGGCAUGCAACAGAAUAAAACAAUUAUGUUUUUGCAACGGAAAACAGAAAACAAGCAUUUCUUAUUGGACCAGGUAGUCCUCUCCCUGUUUGAAUCCAUUGUCCUUCAUUUGGUGCCUAAUGAACACAACUCAUCGACGCAUGCAGGUACUACCUGUGUCUGCAGCUGAGAGACGACAUGCUGUCCUGGCGUCUGCCCUGCUCCUUCGGGACCUACGCCCUGCUAGGUUCUUACACGGUGCAGGCGGAGCUGGGCGACUAUGAGCCAGAGGAACACGGGCCCGACUACAUCAGUGACUUCCGUUUCGCCCCCAACCAGACGAGGGAGCUAGAGGAGAGGGUGAUGGAGCUUCACCGCAACUACAGGUCAGGGCCUGACCGGCCACGUGCCAGCUCGUCAUUGUAAAUAAAAAGCCUCCGGCACAGAUCUACGCUGUCGGCAUAGAUUCGAAUACAAUUCAAAUGGUAAUUACCUAACAAUUGCAUAGUAGACACUUUGGUUUCAUUGACACAAGCAUCAGUAUGUACCAGGGACGGACUGGGACUAGAAUUAGCUAAAUAAUUAUCAUUUUGAGCAAAACCCAUAAUUUCCACAGGCCCACUGGGCUAAAAAUUGACAAGCCCAUCUGGCAUUUGCCCAAACCGCCCUAUGGCCAGUCCGCCCCUGAUAUGUACAAUUUGGUACUAGGUCGUUACCAAUUGUGUUGAAUUCUCCAUACAUGAAUGGAUAUGGAUAGUAGCUAGACAAUAAAAUUAGUUACACACAAUUGGCUCAUGCAAACGCAAAGAGUUCUCACACUCAAAACAUGCAGAAGUGUAACAUUAAUCAGAGCCUGAGAAGACCUCAAAGUCUUUGUGCCACAACCAUAUAUCAACCAUUAAUUCCAAUGAAAAACUUGCGUACCAUAACCCAAACAGACCGAUUGUUCUCUUUAUUCAAAGUGCUGGAAGUUGUGGUGUGAUAAUAGUCCAAUGACAGCCUCUGUGUUCUUCCUUAGGGGAAUGAGUCCAGCGGAGGCAGAGGUGAACUUUCUAGAAAAUGCCAAGAAGCUUUCCAUGUAUGGUGUAGACCUGCAUCACGCCAAGGUACAGUAUGAGCUAUGGAAAGAUGUACAAAUUGUGCUUGUUUGUGGUGUGGUAUGGUGGUGGUUGUGGUUGUGGUUGUGGUGGUGUGGUGUGGUGUGGUGGUGGUGUGUGCGUGUGUGUGUGUACUGCUACAUUAUAGACAACAAUGUAACUAACAAUGUAAGGCUGCAAUUAUGGUUUAGAGUCAUUUUAAAAUAAUAGUCACAAGAUGUCAACUUGAUAGCCUGUUCCAACCUAGCGAUCAUAUUACUUAAUCUUAUCUAUCUGGAUUGGAUCCGUAUGAUAGAGAGUGACACACACCCUUCAUUGCAAUCCCCAACCUUCCCUCCCUUCUGUUGCACCCUUUGUCUCUGACAGGAUUCGGAGGGCAUUGACAUCAUGCUUGGCGUCAGCGCCAACGGACUACUAAUCUACCGUGACCGUCUGAGGAUCAACCGCUUCGCCUGGCCGAAGAUCCUCAAAAUCUCCUACAAGAGGAGCAACUUCUACAUCAAAAUACGCCCCGGGGAGGUAGUCCAACCAUAUUAUGUUAUCUUGUAGCCUACAUUAUGCAUCUUGUUUGACAUGACAACACUUCACUUCACUCGAAGUCAACACUAACUCUACAAAACAGUUAAAACAGUUAAUUGCAGCCAACUGUAUAACUGUGACAACUCAGUUAAGUGCCACAAAGCAUGAAAUGGUAAAAAAGGUCAACCAUUAUAGCAAUCUUUACAGUUGUUUCAUGCUUUCACAAUAGUUAGGAUUUCGAGCAUGGCUGCUGUAACCUGAUGUGCCAGUUGUCCUAUGCUAGCUUAAUGCUACAGUGAGGGAAAAAAGUAUUUGAUCCCCUGCUGAUUUUGUACGUUUGCCCACUAACAAAGAAAUGAUCAGUCUAUAAUUUUAAUGGUAGGUUUAUUUGAACAGUGAGAGACAGAAUAACAACAAAAAAAUCCAGAAACACGCAUGUCAAAAAUGUUAUAAAUUGAUUUGCAUUUGAAUGAGGGAAAUAAGUAUUUGACCCCCUCUCAAUCAGAAAGAUUUCUGGCUCCCAGGUGUCUUUUAUACAGGUAACGAGCUGAGAUUAGGAGCACACUCUUAAAGGGAGUGCUGCUAAUCUCAGUUUGUUACCUGUAUAAAAGACACCUGUCCACAGAAGCAAUCAAUCAAUCAGAUUCCAAACCCUCCACCAUGGCCAAGACCAAAGAGCUCUCCAAGGAUGUCAGGGACAAGAUUGUAGACCUACACAAGGCUGGAAUGGGCUACAAGACCAUCGCCAAGCAGCUUGGUGAGAAGGUGACAACAGUUGGUGCGAUUAUUCGCAAAUGGAAGAAACACAAAAGAACUGUCAAACUCCCUCGGCCUGGGGCUCCAUGCAAGAUCUCACCUCGUGGAGUUGCAAUGAUCAUGAGAACGGUGAGGAAUCAGCCCAGAACUACACGGGAGGAUCUUGUCAAGGAUCUCAAGGCAGCUCGGACCAUAGUCACCAAGAAAACAAUUGGUAACACACUACGCCGUGAAGGACUGAAAUCCUGCAGCGCCCGCAAGGUCCCCCUGCUCAAGAAAGCACAUAUACAGGGCCGUCUGAAGUUUGCCAAUGAACAUCUGAAUGAUUCAGAGGAGAACUGUGUGAAAGUGUUGUGGUCAGAUAAGACCAAAAUUGAGCUCUUUGGCAUCAACUCAACUCGCCGUGUUUGGAGGAGGAGGAAUGCUGCCUAUGACCCCAAGAACACCAUCCCCACCGUCAAACAUGGAGGUGGAAACAUUAUGCUUUGGGGGUGUUUUUCUGCUAAGGGGACAGGACAUCUUCACCGCAUCAAAGGGACGAUGGACGGGGCCAUAUACCGUCAAAUCUUGGGUGAGAACCUCCUUCCCUCAGCCAGGGCAUUGAAAAUGGGUCGUGGAUGGGUAUUCCAGCAUGACAAUGACCCAAAACACACAUCCAAGGCAACAAAGGAGUGGCUCAAGAAGAAGCACAUUAAGGUCCUGGAGUGGCCUAGCCAGUCUCCAGACCUUAAUCCCAUAUAAAAUCUGUGGAGGGAGCUGAAGGUUUGAGUUGCCAAACGUCAGCCUCGAAACCUUAAUGACUUGGAGAAGAUCUGCAAAGAGGAGUGGGACAAAAUCCCUCCUGAGAUGUGUGCAAACCUGGUGGCCAACUACAAUAAAUGUCUGACCUCUGUGAUUGCCAACAAGGGUUUUGCCACCAAGUACUAAGUCAUGUUUUGCAGAGGGGUCAAAUACUUAUUUCCCUCAUUAAAAUGCAAAUCAAUUUAUAACAUUUUUGACAUGCGUUUUUCUGGAUUUUUUUGUUGUUAUGCUGUCUCUCACUGUUCAAAUAAACCUACCAUUAAAAUUAUAGACUGAUCAUGUCUUUGUCAGUGGGCAAACAUACAAAAUCAGCAGGGGAUCAAAUACUUUUUUCCCUCACUGUAGGUGUUAUUUAACAGAUUCUAUUGAAGUGUCACUUUUGAAUCUUAUCUGGGGACUCGGUGAGCCACGGAAUAAUUGGGCAUGAUAUGUUUCAAUGUGGGCUAUUUAUAGCGGUCGAGUUACUAUUCUUAAAGAUUAGGGAAAUAUGGCAUGUUUUGUGGUCUUGGAAGUGGGAACAGUCUUCUUCUUCUGUUGCCAAGCAUUGGGACUUUAAAGCAUGGUGAGCUGCGUGUGAGGAUAUGCUUUCAUCAGGGAUUUUGCUCACUAGAAGUGUUAGUGUCUCAUUUUGCUUGCACUGAUUUUCUACUCCUAAAGUGAUUAUCUACCAAUGGUUUUCCUCUGUGUUCUGCCUUCUACGGGCCUAUGUAUCUACAGAAUGUUAGGACUCUAUUCAAUCUGUAUCUCUGAAGCAUUUUUAGAAAUGUAAAGGUAAAUUCAGAUUGAGCCGACAUAUGCAGCAUUUACUGUGAAUGGAGUCUCCGUUAACACGGAACAUUGCCUUUAAAUUUAAAUGACGCUGUAACGCUUGAACUUCCGCGAUACAGAUUGAAUAGACCCUAAUCUGACACUGAUAUCUUCAUUCAGGGAUUGUGUAAGAUCUUUUCUCCCAACUAUCUAGUUCAAAAUAACUAAAACCCACAGUGUAAUUACUGUAUGGGCCCAGUUUUCAGUACUGCUGUGUAGUGUUUGAAUGACACACUCUUACUGUUGAGAGAAUAGAGUACAAUAUGCAGGGUGCAAUUUCCUUGUUUUUAGCAAGGGUCGUGAGGUGGUUCCACACACACACACACACACACACACACACACACACACACACACACACACACACAUCCACACACAUACACACACACACACGCUCCUUCACUCCUUUUAUCCUCCACUCCUCCCCCAUCUCUCACUCCUCCCCUCCACCCUCAGUAUGAACAGUUUGAGAGCACCAUCGGCUUCAAGCUGCCCAACCACCGGGCUUCCAAACGCCUGUGGAAGGUCUGCAUUGAACACCACACCUUCUUCAGGUAGGCAACUGCCCCUCACUGGGGACACAUGCACGUACCCGCACCCACACAAACAUACUCAGCUGAAGACACUAAGCAUCACACAGCUCAUGCUACAUUGCACAGCAACAAUAAAAUUAAAAUUAAAUAAUGGUCACAAGCGCCAAAAACAACAGGUGUAGACCUUACCGUGAAAUGCUUACUUAGAGUCCCUUAACCCACAAUGCAGUUCAAGAAAUAGAGUUUAAAAAAGAUUUACUAAAUAAACUGAAGUAAAAAAUGCAAUAAAAAGUAACACAAUAAAAUAACAAUAACAAGGCUAUAUACAGGGUCAAUGUGCGGGGCUACAGGUUAGUUGAGGUAAUUUGUACAUGUAGGUAGGGGUAAAGGGACUAUGCAUAGAUAAUAACAGAUCAAUGUAAAUAGUCCGGGUGGCCAUUUGAUUAAUUGUUCAGCAGUCUUAUGGCUUGGGGAUAGAAGCUGUUAAGGAGCCUUUUGGACCUAGACUUGGCGCUCCGGUACCGCUUGCCAUGCGGUAGCAGAGAGAACAGUAUAUGACUUGGGUGACUGGUCUUUGACAAUUGUUUGGGCCUUCCUCACACAGUGUGGUUGAGCUUUAAGAAACAGCAAGGAAAAAGACUGCAACGUUUAAUCUAAGCACCAGCCACUCUUACCUCUGUAAAAUCAAUGCUCCAUCUAGUAUGACACUCUCUUCCACACUAGGAAUUCCAGGCCUUGAUACUCCCAUACCUAAGCCAACAUUAUAACAGUCUAAUAAGUACAUUUCAUAUACAGUGGCUUGCGAAAAUAUACACCCUCCUUGGCAUAUUUCCUAUUUUGUUGCCUUACAACCUGGAAUUUAAAUUGAUUUUGGGGGGGUUUGUAUCAUUUGAUUUACACAACAUGCCUACCACUUUGAAGAUGCAAAAUAUUUUUUCUUGUGAAACAAACAAGAAAUAAGACAAAAAAACAGAACACUUGAGCGUGCAAAACUAUUCACCCCCCCCAAAGUCAAUACUUUGUAGAGCCACCUUUUGCAGCAAUUACAGCUGCAAGUCUCUUGAGGUAUGUCUCUAUAAGCUUGGCACAUCUGGCCACUGACCAUUCUUCAAGGCAAAACUGCUCCAGCUCCUUCAAGUUGGAUGGGUUCCGCUGGUGUAGAGCAAUCUUUAAGUCAUACCACAGAUUCUCAAUUGGAUUGAGGUCUGGGCUUUGACUAGGACAUUCAAAGACAUUUAAAUGUUUCCCCUUAAACCACACAAGUGUUGCGUUAGCAGUAUGGUUAGGGUCAUUGUCCUGCUGGAAGGUUUCCCUCAAGAAUUUCCCUGUAUUUAGCGCCACCCAUCAUUCCUAUAAUUCUGACGGGUUUCCCAGUCCCUGCCGAUGAAAAACAUCCCCACAGCAUGAUGCUACCACCAUGCUUCACUGUGGAGAUGGUGUUCUCCGGGUGAUGAGAGGUGUUGGGUUUGCCCAGACAUAGCAUUUUCCUUGAUGGCCAAAAAGCUCAAUUUUAGUCUCAUCUGACCAGAGUACCUUCUUCCAUAUGUUUGGGGAGUCUCCCACAUGCCUUUUGGCGAACAAGAAACAUGUUUGCUUAUUUCUUUAUUUAAGCAAUGCCUUUUUUCUGGCCACUCUUCCGUAAAGCCCAGCUCUGUGGAGUGUUCGGCUUAAAGUGGUCCUAUGGACAGAUACUCCAAUCUCUGCUGUGGAGCAGCUCCUUCAGGGUUAUAUUUGGUCUCUUUGUUGUCUCUCUGAUUAAUGCCCUCCUUGCCUGGUCUGUGAGUUUUGGUGGCCGGCCCUCUCUUGGCAGAUUUGUUGUGGUGCCAUAUUCUUUCCAUUUUUUAAUAAUGGAUUUAAUGCUGCUCCGUGGGAUGUUCAAAGUUUCUGAUAUUUUUUUACAACCCAACCCUGAUCUGUACUUCUCCACAACUUUGUCCCUGACCUGUUUGGAGAGCUCUUUGGUCUUCAUGGUGCCGCUUGCUUGGUGGUGCCCCUUGCUUAGAGGUGUUGCAGACUCUGAGGCCUUUCACAACAGGUGUAUAUAUACUGAGAUCAUGUGACAGAUCAUGUGACACUUAGUUUGCACAUAGGUGGACUUUAUUUAACUAAUUUUGUGACUUCUGAAGGUAAUUGGUUGCACCAGAUCUUAUUUAGGGGCUUCAUAGCAAAAGGGAUGAAUACAUAUGCACGCACCACUUUUCCAUUAUUUAUUUUUUCAUUUCACUUCACCAAUUUGGACUAUUUUGUGUAUGUCCAUUACAUGAAAUCCAAAUAAAAAUCCAUUUAAAUUACAGGUUGCAAUGCAACAAAAUAGGAAAAACGCCAAGGGGGAUGAAUAUUUUUGCAAGACACUGUAUCUGUAUUCCCAGUCAUCUAAAAUCCAUAGAUUAGGUUCUAAUGAUUUUAUUUAAAUUUACUGAUUUCCUAAUAUGAACUGUAACUCAAUAACAUUUUAGAAAAUGUUGCGUUUAUAUUUUUGUUCAGUGUAUAUACAGUGGGGAGAACAAGUAUUUGAUACACUGUCGAUUUUGCAGGUUUUCCUACUUACAAAGCAUGUAGAGGUCUGUAAUUUUGAUCAUAGGUACACUUCAACUGUGAGAGAUGGAAUCUAAAACAAAAAUCCAGAAAAUCACAUUGUAUGAUUUUUAAGUAAUUAAUUUGCAUUUUAUUGCAUGACAUAAGUAUUUGAUCACCUACCAACCAGUAAUAAUAAUAUAAUAAAUAAUAUAAUAAUAAAGUAAGAAUUCCGGCUCUCACAGACCUGUUAGUUUUUCUUUAAGAAGCCCUCCUGUUCUCCACUCAUUACCUGUAUUAACUGCACCUGUUUGAACUCGUUACCUGUAUAAAAGACACCUGUCCACACACUCAAUCAAACGGACUCCAACCUCUCCACAAUGGCCAAGACCAGAGAGCCAUUGUGGAGCCUUGUGCAAGUCCCAGCCUUGUGCAAGUCUACAAUUUUAUCCCUGAAGGACAUCAGGGAUAAAAUUGUAGACUUGCACAAGGCUGGGAUGGGCUACAGGACAAUAGGCAAGCAGCUUGGUGAGAAGGCAACAACUGUUGGCACAAUUAUUAGAAAAUGGAAGAAGUUCAAGAUGACGGUCAAUCACCCUCGGUCUGGGGCUCCAUGCAAGAUCUCACCUCGUGGGGCAUCAAUGAUCAUGAGGAAGGUGAGGGAUCAGCCCAGAACUACACGGCAGGACCUGGUCAAUGACCUGAAGAGAGCUGGGACCACAGUCUCAAAGAAAACCAUUAGUAACACACUACGCCGUCAUGGAUUAAAAUCCUGCAGCGCACGCAAGGUCCCCCUGCUCAAGCCAGCGCAUGUCCAGGCCCGUCUGAAGUUUGCCAAUGACCAUCUGGAUGAUCCAGAGGAGGAAUUGGAGAAGGUCUAAACACCACUCGCCGUGUUUGGAGGAAGAAGAAGGAUGAGUACAACCCCAAGAACACCAUCCCAACCGUGAAGCAUGGAGGUGGAAACAUCAUUCUUUGGGGAUGCUUUUCUGCAAAGGGGACAGGACGACUGCACCAUAUUGAGGGGAGGAUGGAUGGGGCCAUGUAUCACGAUAUCUUGGCCAACAACCUCCUUCCCUCAGUAAGAGCAUUGAAGAUGGGUCGUGGCUGGGUCUUCCAGCAUGACAACAACCCGAAACACACAGCCAGGGCAACUAAGGAGUGGCUCCAUAAGAAGCAUCUCAAGGUCCUGGAGUGGCCUAGCCAGUCUCCAGACCUGAACCCAAUAGAAAAUCUUUGGAGGGAGCUGAAAGUCCGUAUUGCCCAGCGACAGCCCCGAAACCUGAAGGAUCUGGAGAAGGUCUGUAUGGAGGAGUGGGCCAAAAUCCCUGCUGCAGUGUGCAAACCUGGUCAAGACCUACAGGAAACGUAUGAUCUCUGUAAUUGCAAACAAAGUUUUCUGUACCAAAUAUUAAGUUCUGCUUUUCUUAUGUAUCAAAUACUUAUGUCAUGCAAUAAAAUGCAAAUUAAUUACUUAAAAAUCAUACAAUGUGAUUUUCUGGAUUCUGGACCUACGAAAUCGGCAGUGUAUCAAAUACUUGUUCUCCCCACUGUACAUAUACAGUACCAGUCAAAAGUUUGGACACCUACUCAUUCAAGGGUUUUUCUUUAUUUGUAUUAUUUCCUACAUUGUAAAAUAAUAGUGAAGACAUCCAAACUAUGAAAUAACACAUAUGGAAACAUGUAGUAACCAAAAAAGUGUUAAAGAAAUCAAAAUAUAUUUGAUAUUUUAGAUUCUUAAAAGUAGCCACCCUUUGCCUUGUUGACAGCUUUGCACACUCUUGGCAUUCUCUCAACCAGUUUCAUGAUGAAUGCUUUUCCAACAGUCUUGAAGGAGUUCCCACAUAUGCUGAGCACUUGUUGGCUGCUUUUCCUUCACUCUGCGGUCCAACUCAUCCCAAACCAUCUCAAUUGGGUUGAGAUUGGGUGAUUGGGGAGGCCAGGUCAUCUGAUGCAGCUGUGAUGUGUGAUUUGAAGGAGUCAGGCGCAGGAGGGUAAAUCACAGAAUACAGAGUUUAUUCCGAAAUACAAUGUUAUGCAGAAAUGCGUCAAACAGUCCAGUGCACAAAACAGGCGCACUGGAACCAAACAGGCACACGGGGAAAAUAUACCCCGGCAAUACAAAAUACACAGAGCUCAACCGAGCUCCACUCUCCACACACUAAUCAAUCACCCACAAGGACAAGGGGGCAGAGGAACACUUAUACACAUACUAAUGAGGGGAUAUGAACCAGGUGUGUGUAAUAGACAAGACAAAACAAAUGGAAUGAUGAGAUGAGGAGUGGCAGUGGCUAGAAGGCCGGUGACGAUGAACGCCAAAGCCUGCCAGAACCAGGAGUGGAGGCAGCUUCGGAGGAAGUCGUGACAGUACCCCCCACUUGACGCGCAGCUCCAGCAGUGCGCCGACACCGGCCUCGGGGAUGGCCAGAAGGACGCGGAGCAGGGCGAGCCGGAUGGUGACUGUGGUAAUCCCUCAACAGGGAGGGGUCGAGGAGAUCCCUCACUGGGACGCAGCACCGUUCCUCCGGACCGUACCCCUCCCACUCCACGAAGUACUGAAAGCCCCCACCCGACGCCUCGAAUCCAGGAUGGAACAGACGGAGUACGCCGGGGCCCCCUCGAUGUCCAGAGGAGGUGGAGGGACCUCCCGCACCUCAGACUCCUGGAGUGGACCAGCCACCACCGGCCUGAGGUGAGACACAUGGAACGAGGGGUUAAUACGAUAAUCAUGUGGGAGUAAAAACCUAUAGGUAACCUCGUUUAUCCUCCUCAGGACUUUGAACAGCCCCACAAACUCAGCUCAGCUUCCGGCAGGACCGGCGGAGGGGCAGAUUCCGGGUCGAUAGCCAGACCCGAUCACCCAGUACGAAGACCGGGGCCUCACUGCGGUGGCGGUUGGCCUUCUGACGACGUACUGCGCGUUGGAGGUGGACGUGAGCAGCGUUCCAUGUCUCCUCCGCGCGCCGAAACCAGUCAUCCACCGCAGGAGCCUCGGUCUGGCUCUGGUGCCACGGUGCCAGAACCGGUUGGUAGCCUAAAACACAUUGGAAUGGCGUUAGGUUAGUGGAGGAGUGACGGAGAGAGUUUUGGUCAUAUUCGGCCCAUGGCAAGAACACUGACCACUCCCCCGGCCGGUCCUGGAAGUAGGUCAGGCUGACCGAGUCCCCCAGACGGUCCAUGAACGCCUUCCAGACCUUGGAUGUGAAUUGGGGACCCCGGUUAGACACUAUGUCCUCUGGUACCCCGUAGUGCCGGAAGACGUGUGUAAACAGGGCCUCCGCAGUCUGCAGGGCCGUGGGGAGACCGGGCAGAGGAAGGAGGCGGCAGGCUUUGGAAAAGCGGUCCACAAUGACCAGGAUGGUGGUGUUACCUUGAGAGAGGGGAAGAUCAGUAAGGAAAUCAAUACUCAGGUGAGACCAUGACCGUUGUGGAACUGGUAAAGGCUGUAACUUACCCACUGGGAGGUGCCUAGGUGCCUUUCUCUGAGCGCACACCGAGCAGGAGGAGACAUACACCCUCACGUCCUUAGCCAAGGUUGGCCACCAGUACUUUCCGGUCAGGCAGCGCACUGUACGACCGAUACCUGGGUGACAAGAGGAGGGGGACGUGUGUGCCCAGUAGAUCAGACGGUCACGGACAAGAGCAGGCAUGUACUGCAGCCCAGCUGGACCCUGAGGUGGAGAUGGCUCUGUGCGUAACGCCUGCUCUAUAUCCGCGUCCAUCACCCAUACUACCGGCGCCACAAUGCAGGAGGAGGGAGUAUGGGGAUGUUGUCUCUGGGCCUUUCCUCUAUGUCGUACAGCCGUGACAGUGCGUCUGCCUUCACGUUCUUCGUACCCGGGAUGUACAGUUGAAGUCGGAAGUUUACAUACACUUAGGUUGGAGUCAUUAAAACUCGUUUUUCAACCACUUUUUUUUGGGGGGGGGGGUUAAAAGGAUUACUUUAUCCUAUCCCAGGUAUUCCUUAAAGAGGUGGGGUUUCAAAUGUCUCCGGAAGGUGGUGAGUGACUCCGCUGUCCUGGCGUCGUGAGGGAGCUUGUUCCACCAUUGGGGUGCCAGAGCAGCGAACAGUUUUGACUGGGCUGAGCGGGAACUAUGCUUCCGCAGAGGAAGGGGAGCCAGCAGGCCAGAGGUGGAUGAACGCAAUGCCCUCGUUUGGGUGUAGGGACUGAUCAGAGCCUGAAGGAACGGAGGUGCCGUUCCCCUCACAGCUCCAUAGGCAAGCACCAUGGUCUUGUAACAGAUGCAAGCUUCAACUGGAAGCCAGUGGAGUGUGCGGAGGAGCGGGGUGACGUGAGAGAACUUGGGAAGGUUGAACACCAGACGGGCUGCGGCAUUCUGGAUGAGUUGUAGGGGUUUAAUGGCACAGGCAGGGAGCCCAGCCAACAGCGAGUUGCAGUAAUCCAGACGGGAGAUGACAAGUGCCUGGAUUAGGACCUGUGCCGCUUCCUGUGUAAGGCAGGGUCGUACUCUCCGAAUGUUGUAGAGCAUGAACCUACAGGAUCGGGUCACCGCUAUGGGGUUGAGAUCUGGAGACUGGCUAGGCCACUCCAGGACCUUGAAAUGCUUCUUACGAAGCCACUCCUUCGUUGCCCGGGAGGUGUGUUUGGGAUCAUUGUCAUGCUGAAAGACCCAGCCACGUUUCAUCUUCAAUGCCCUUGCUGAUGGAAGGAGGUUUUCACUCAAAAUCUCACGAUACAUGGCCCCAUUCAUUCUUUCCUUUACACGGAUCAGUCGUCCUGGUCCCUUUGCAGAAAAACAGCCCCAAAGCAUGAUGUUUCCACCCCCAUGCUUCACAGUAGGUAUGGUGUUCUUUGGAUGCAACUCAGCAUUCUUUGUCCUCCAAACACGACGAGUUGAGUUUUUACCAAAAAGUUAUAUUUUGGUUUCAUCUGACCAUAUGACAUUCUCCCAAUCCUCUUCUGGAUCAUCCAAAUGCACUCUAGCAAACUUCAGACGAGCCUGGACAUGUACUGGCUUAAGCAGGGGGACACGUCUUGCACUGCAGGAUUUGAGUCCCUGGCGGCGUAGUGUGUUACUGAUGGUAGGCUUUGUUACUUUGGUCCCAGCUCUCUGCAGGUCAUUCACUAGGUCCCCCCGUGUGGUUCUGGGAUUUUUGCUCACCGUUCUUGUGAUCAUUUUGACCCCACGGGGUGAGAUCUUGCGUGGAGCCCCAGAUCGAGGGAGAUUAUCAGUGGUCUUGUAUGUCUUCCAUUUCCUAAUAAUUGCUCCCACAGUUGAUUUCUUUAAACCAAGCUGCUUACCUAUUGCAGAUUCAGUCUUCCCAGCCUGGUGCAGGUCUACAAUUUUGUUUCUGGUGUCCUUUGACAGCUCUUUGGUCUUGGCCAUAGUGGAGUUUGGAGUGUGACUGUUUGAGGUUGUGGACAGGUGUCUUUUAUACUGAUAACAAGUUCAAACAGGUGCCAUUAAUACAGGUAACGAGUGGAGGACAGAGGAGCCUCUUAAAGAAGAAGUUACAGGUCUGUGAGAGCCAGAAAUCUUGCUUAUUUGUAGGUGACCAAAUACUUAUUUUCCACCAUAAUUUGCAAAUAAAUUCAUUAAAAAUCCUACAAUGUGAUUUUCUGGAUUUUUUUUCCUCAAUUUGUCUGUCAUAGUUGACAAUAACAGGCCUCUCUCAUCUUUUUAAGUGGGAGAACUUGCACAAUUGGUGGCUGACUAAAUACUUUUUUCCCCCCACUGUAUACACGUACUAAUGAGGGGAUACGAACCAGGUGUGUGAAAUAGACAAGACAAAACAAAUGGAAUGAUGAGAUGAGGAGUGGCAGUGGCUAGAAGGCCGGUGACGACGAACGCCGAAGCCUGCCCGAACCAGGAGAGGAGGCAGCUUCGGAGGAAGUCGUGAAAGCAGCACUCCAUCACUCUCCUUCUUGGUCAAAUAGCCCUUACACAGCCUGGAGGUGUGUUUGGGGUCAUUGUCCUGUUGAAAAACAAAUGAUAGUCCCACUAAGUGCAAACCAGAUGGGAUGGUGUAUCGCUGCAGAAUGCUGUGGUAGCCAUGCUGGUUAAGUGUGCCUUGAAUUCUAAAUAAAUCACUGACAGUGUCACCAGCAAAGCACCCCCACACCAUCACACCUCCUUCUCCAUGCUUCAUAGUGGGACCCACACAUGCGGAGAUCAUCUGUUCACCUACUCUGCGUCUCACAAAGACACAGCGGUUGAAACCCAAAAUCUCAAAUUUAGACUCAUCAGACCAAAGGACAGAUUUCCACCGGUCUAAUGUCCAUUGCUCGUGUUUCUUGGCCCAAGGAAGUCUCUUCUUCUUAUUGGUGUCCUUUAGUAGUGGUUUCUUUGCAGAAAGUCGACCAUGAAGGCCUGAUUAAUGCCGUCUCCUCUGAACAGUUGAUGUUGAGUUGUGUCUGUUACUUGAACUCUGUGAAUCAUUUAUUUGGGCUGCAAUUUCUGAGGUUGGUAACUCUAAUUAACUUAUCCUCUGCAGCAAAGGUAACUUUGGGUCUUCCUUUGCUGUGGCGGUCCUCAUGAGAGACAGUUUCAUCAUAGCGCUUGAUGGUUUUUGCGACUGCACUUGACGAAACUUUCAAAGUUCUUGAAAUGUUCCGUAUUGACUGACCUUCAUGUCUUAAAGUAAUGAUGGACUGUCGUUUCUCUUUGCUUAUUUGAGCUGUUGUUGCCAUAAUAUGGACUUGGUAUUUGACCAAAUAGGGCUAUCUUCUGUAUACCACCCCUACCUUUUCACAACACAACUGAUUGGCUCACACGCAUUAAGAAGAAAAUAAAUUCCACAAAUUAACUUUUAACAAGGCACACCUGUUAAUUGAAAUGCAUUCCAGGUGACUACCUCAUGAAGCUGGUUGAUAGAAUGCCAAGAGUGUGCAAAGAUAUCAUCAAGGCAAAGGGUGGCUACUUUGAAGAUUCUAAAAUCUCAAAUAUAUUUUGAUUUGUUUAACACUUUUUUGGUUACUACAUGAUUCCAUAUGUGUUAUUUCAUAGUUUUGAUGUCUUCACUAUUAUUCUACAAUGUAGAAAAUUGUAAAAAAUAAAGAAAAACCCUUGAAUGAGUAGGUGUGUCCAAACUUUUGACUUGUACUGUGUAUAACUACAACUAAACCAGACACAUGUACAGAAAUAAAACUGCUUGUAACACAAAUUCUGUGUGUUAUGUAGACUUAUUUUGGAAAAGUCAAGGACGGAGAGGAUAUGAUUUUAAAAAUGGCAGAGUAAUUAAACAUGUAAAUUCAUAAGGACGAUCUCGGCACAUCUAGUGUUAAUGGGUAAUAAAAAAUACAAACAUUAUAGUGUCUAGCUAUUUAAAGCUUCAUACUCAUACCGAGUCUCUCUAUAGGUUAGUGUCUCCAGAACCCCCUCCCAAGGGCUUCCUGGUGAUUGGCUCCAAAUUCCGCUAUAGUGGGCGGACACAAGCCCAGUCGCGUCAGGCCAGUGUGCUGAUCGACCGGCCAGCUCCGCAGUUUGACCGUUCGGUUAGCAAGAGGUACCUGCUGCCCCGCAGUGUGGACGGAGGUAAGCCCCUUACUAUUACUGUACUAUAACAUCAUGAGUAUGUACUACAAACUCACCACUUAGAAUAUUGGCCCACUCUGUAAAAAAAAAAAAAUGUAUGCCUCUUUGUCAGGUAGGUCCUUGUUUAUUCAUUGUUAUUUCAAAUUUGCAUCAGUACGUUGCAUCAGUACAUUGCAUCAGUACCCUCUUAGAAAAAAGGUCUCCAAAAGAGUUCUUCGGCUGUCCCCAUAGGAGAACCCUUUUUGGUUCCAGGUAGAACCCAGAGCUGCAACACACCCAUAGCCGUGGGAAGUAGGGGCUCUGAGGCUGCUGCAGCACCCCCUAAAAAAUCGGAAUUAAAAAUAUAUAUUCACAAACGUAGUGCACUGGGCUUUUACAAGUCCUGUAUCUUGAAAAAGCUGCCAAGAUGGCGUAGCAGUGCGGUCGUGUUUUCUGUAGUGUCCUCAUGUAAAUAGCCAGUUUUUUUGUUUUUUGGUCUUUUUCGUAUAUAUUUCUCAAUCUCACUUUCCAUCCUUUAACUAAAUAUACUUUCCUGCAACCCGCCUCACCCAAUGUGGAACGGAUUCUAUUAUUUCUUUAUACCUUCUUAUCUAGAACCUCCGGCUGAAACUAGCCAGCUAACUAGCUACUUGCUAUUAGCCACCAUUAGCGGUCUUCACCAUUGUCCGUGGCCUGCACUACCUACCAGCCAGCUCUAGCCUGGACAAUUAUCGGCCAGUCUGCACAUCGCGCUAUCGAGCCAGAGCAUAUCGGAUUUUCUGCCGGAAUCACUGAAUCACUGGACCUUAACACCGGAUCAUCGCAACUAGCUAGCUGCAACCGAAUGGCUGUUGUUGUUGAUGGCUAAUCACCACUGUCCCGAAGCAAGCCCCAGUUAGCCUUGAGCUAGCCUCGAGCCAGGCCCAUCUCCCGGCUAUCUACCUCUCUGUCAACCGGACGGGACCUCCUAGUGUUGACACGGAGCCCCGCCGAUCCAUCACGACUGGUCUGCUGACGUAAUCGUCUGAUGUGGUUUCAACAAGCUUCCCGUUGCGACGUCCACGAAGAUCCAUCUGCUAGCCCCGGCCCGCUAGCACACGCAAUCAACAGCCGUGCCUCCUGCUCGCCUGUGCCGUAGCAGCUACUGAACUGAUCCCAGACUCACCUAUUGCUGUUCACUGGACCUUAUGAUCACUCAGCUACACAGCUGAUGCCUGCUGGACUGUUCCUUUAUAUGGUACCUCAUCCUGUUUAUCUGUUUAGCCUCAGCUCAAACUUUCGUCGCCAUUACCAGCUGUUGUCUUAGCUCUCUCAAAUAACACCUGUGAUUGCUUUAUGCCUCUCUCCCAUGUCAAUAUGCCUUGCCUAUUGCUGUUUCGGUUAGUUCUUAUUGUACUAUUUCACUGUAGAGCCCCCAAUCCCGCUCAACCUGCCUCAGAUAGCUCCUUUGUCCCACCCCCCACACACGCGGAGACCGGCUCAAUCGGUGCCUCCAGUGAUGCUAUCUCUUUCAUCGUUACCCAACACUGUACUCAUAUCCUUCCAUAUCCUUGUCUGUACAUAAUGCCCUGAAUCUAUUCUACAACGGCCGGAAAUCUGCCCCUUUUAUUCUCUGUACCCAACGCACGAGAAGACCAGUUCUUAAAGCCUUUAGCCGUAUCCUUAUUCUAUUCCUCCUCUGUUCCUCUGGUGAUGUAGAGGUUAACCCAGGCCCUGUAGCCCCCAGUAUCACUCCUACUCCCCAGGCGCUAUCAUUUGUUGACUUCUGUAACCGCAAAAGCCUUGGUUUCUUGCAUGUUAACAUCAGAAUCCUCCUCCCUAAGUUUGAGUUAUUCACUGCGUUAGCACACUCCGCCAACCCUGAUGUUCUAACAGUGUCUGUAUCCUGGCUUAGGAAGGCCACCAAAGAUUCAGAAAUGUCCAUUCCCAACUACAACAUUUUUCGUCUAGAUAGAACUGCCAAAGGGGGCAGAGUUGCAAUCUACUGUAGAGAUAGCCUGCAGAGCUCUAUCAUACUAUCCAGGUCUGUGCCCAAACAGUUUGAGCUUCUACUUCUAAAAAUCCACCUUUCCAGAAAUGUCUCUCACUGUCAAACGCUCCCUAAAACACUUCAGCGAGCAGGCCUUUCUAAUUGACCUGGCCCGGGUCUCCUGGAUGGAUAUUGACCUCAUUUCCUCCGUAGAGGAAGCCUGGUUGUUCUUUAAAAGUGCUUUUCUCUCCAUCUUAAAUAAGCAUGCCCCAUUCAAAAAAUACAGAACUAAGAACAGAUAUAGCCCCUGGUUCACCCCAGACUUGACUGCCCUUGACCAGCACAAAAACAUCCUAUGGCGUACUGCAUUAGCAUCGAACAGCCCCCGCGAUAUGCAACUUUUCAGGGAAGUCAUGAACCAAUAUACACAAUCAGUUAGGAAAGCAAAGGCUAGCUUCUUCAAACAGAAACUCCAAAAUGUUUUGGGACACUGUAAAGUCCAUGGAGAAUAAAAGCACCUCCCAGCUGCCCAUUGCACUGAGGCUAGGAAUCACUGUCACUACCGAUAAAUCUACGAUAAUCGAACAUUUCAACAAGCAUUUUGCUAUGGCUGGCCAUGCUUUCCACCUGGCUACCCCUACCCCGGCCACCAGCUAUGCACCCUCCGCUGCAACUUGCCCAUGCCCCCCCCGCUUCUCCUUCAUCUAAAUUCAGAUAGCUGAUGUUCUGAAAGAGCUGCAAAAUCUGGACCUCUACAUAUCAGCUGGGCUAGACAAUCUGGACCCUUUCUUUCUAAAAUUAGCCGCCAAAAUUGUCGCAACCCCUGUUACCAGCCUGUUCAAACUGUAUUUCGUAUCGUCUGAGAUCCCCAGAGAUUGGAAAGCUGCCGCGGUCAUCCCCCUCUUCAAAGGGGGUGGCACUCUAGAUCCAAACUGUUACAGACCUAUAUCCAUCCUGCCCUGCCUUUCGAAAGUAUUUGAAAGCCAAGUUAACAAACAGAUCACCGACUAUUUCGAAUCCCACCGUACCUUCUCCGCUAUGCAAUCUGGUUUCCGAGCUGGUCAUGGGUGCACCUCAGCCACGCUCAAGGUCCUAAACGAUAUUAUAACCGCGAUCGAUAAAAGACAGUACUGUGCAGCCGUCUUCAUCGACCUGGCCAAGGCUUUCGACUCCAUCAAUCACCGCAUUCUUAUUGGCAGACUAAAUAGCCUUGGUUUCUCAAAUGACUGCCUCGCCUGGUUCACCAACUACUUCUCAGAUAGAGUUCCAUGUGUCAAAUCAGAGGGCCUGUUGUCUGGACCUCUGGCAGUCUCUAUGGGGGUGCCACAGGGUUCAAUUCUCGGGCCGACUCUAUUCUCUGUGUAUAUCAAUGAUGUCGCUCUUGCUGCUGGUGACUCUCAGAUCCACCUCUACGCAGACGACACCAUUUUGUAUACAUCUUGCCCUUCAUUGGACACUUUGUUAACAUACCUCCAAACGAGCUUCAAUGCCAUACAGCACUCCUUCCGUAGCCUCCAACUGCUCUUAAACGCUAGUAAAACUAAAUGCAUGCUCUUCAAUUGAACGGUGCUUGCACCCGCCCGCCCAACUACCUCAUCCCCAUAUUGUUAUUUAUUUUGCUCAUUUGCACCCCAGUAUCUCUAUUUGCACAUCAUCUUCUGCAUAUCUAUCAUUCCAGUGUUAAUACUAAAUUGUAAUUAUUUUGCACUAUGGCCUAUUUAUUGCCUUACCUCCAUAACUUAUUACAUUUGCACACACUGUAUAUAGAUUUUAUAUUGUGUUAUUGACUGUACGUUGUGUUUAUCCCAUAUGUAACUCUGUGUUGUUGUUGUUUUUAUCGCACUGCUUUGCUUUAUCUUGGCCAGGUCGCAGUUGUAAAUGAGAACUUGUUCUCAACUGGCUUAACUGGUUAAAUAAAGGUGAAAUAAAAAAAUUAAAAUUAGCGGACCGAUGUAGCGCAUGAUAAAUACACCAUUAAAUAAUUACUUAAAUGUGUCAUUAAUUAAUUCAAAUUAGAAUUAAAUACAUAAAUGUGUAAUUAAAUGUAUCAUUAAUUAAUUCAAAUACCGAUUCAUUUUAUGUAAAAUACAUAUAUAAUUAUUUCACUAUUUACAUUUACAUUUCAUGAUCCUGCAUUGCAGUGAUUCAUGAAUUACUUAAAACUGUCAAACUGACCCAUCAAAGUCAGUGGGCGGGGCUAACGCGAAUCUAGUCUGAUCCAUUGCUUUGGUCUGAAGUAGAGUAGGCCAACCUGGAUAGAGACAAUGGAGGAUCUCCGUGAACUUUCCAGGGAGUUGGUUAGAGACAUUUUAAACUUAGCAGAGGAUGUAGAAGCAGGACCUGCUGACAUUAUCCGGAAUUGAUUUGUCUUGGCUUGAUGCAGAGGGUAACCAAUCAGGCGUUAGGUUCCGCCUACCAACUUUUGAUGGGUCAGUUUGACAGUUUUAAGUAAUUCAGGAAGCACCCCCCCCCCCCCCCCCCCCCAAACAUCUUCCCAUGGCUAUCAACGCACCUUUGAAUCACUCCUGGCCAUAAUCUAUGUUCUGACUCCUGAAUCAGUUUACCCUGCCUCAACUGUAAGGAGAUAAAUACUUACAUGUAAAAUGGAUGUCAAUGUAAACAAAUUGUAUAAUCUCGAUCAAUCAUAAUUUACAGUAUAGACAACGUUGACCUUUCUCUUGUUUUCUGUGAGCCAGGGCUGACUAGCUUUUCUCUCUUCUCUCCGACAUCCCUUGUGUGCCCUGCCCCCUACCCCCAACUCCCUGCCCAGCCUCAGCCCUGGGAGACAGCAUGGACCAGCUGUCCCAGCGCAGCUCCAGUGAUCACACCCAAUUCCUGUCCAGGGAAGACCUGGAACAAGAGGGUAGUCUGGACCUAGACCAGGAUCAGGAUUACCAGGAACAAGACCAGGAGUAUCAGGAUCAGGAUGAGGAGACUGAUGGUGUUGCCACGUCCACCAAGACCAUGGAGCUGAAGGUACAAGGCGAGGCAAGGGUGGCGGACCCUAUAUUCAUAGUAGAUGAUGGCUCCCUUUUUUCUUGAGUCCUCUUCGUCAUGAGGAUCACUGAUCACAGGUGAAAGGAUAAAGGAUAGUUUUCUGCCAUUUUGUAAGUAAGUAUUUGGACAAAUUCACAGUGUAUUAAAGUAGUCAAACGUUUAGUACUAUUUGGUCCCAUAUUCCUUGCACUCAAUGACUACAUCAAGCUCAUGACUCUACAAACUUGUUGGAUGUAUUUGCAGUUUGUUUUGGUUGUGUUUCAGAUUAUAUUUUGCCCAAUAGGAACUGAAUGGUGAAUAAUAUAUUGUAUCAUUUUGGAGUCACGUGUAUUGUAAGUAAGAAUAGAUGUUUCUGAACACUUCUUCAUUAAUGUGGAUGCUACCAUGAUUAUGGAUGAAUCGUGAAUAAUGAUGAGUGAGAAAGUUACAGAGGCACAAAGAUCAUAUCCCCCCCAAAAAAUGCUAACCUCCUCUGUUAUCAGUAAUGGUGAGAGAUUAGCAUGUUUUGUUGUAGCCUCUGUAGCCUUCUCACUCAUCAUGAUUCAUUCAUUAUUUUUUCUUAAUCAUGGCAUUAUCAGGAUUAAUUUAGAAGUGUUCAGAAAAAUCUUAUCUACUCACUAAGAAAUAAAAUUACUCCAGUCAUCAUUCACCAUUCAGUUCCUAUUGGGCAAAACAUAACCCAAAGCACAAACAAAAUAAACUGUGAAUGUAGUUGUAGUCAUAGCAUGCUGUGGUCCUCUGUAGCGCAGCUGGUAGAGCACGGCGCUUCUAACGCCAAGGUAGUGGGUUCGAUCCCCGGGACCACCCAUACACAAAAAUGUAUGCACGCAUGACUGUAAGUUAUUAUUAUUAUAGGAAUAUGUGACCAAAUACUACACUUUUGACUUAAUACACUAUAAGUGAAUUUGUCCGAAUACUUAAGACUUCUUCAAAUGGGGGGACUAGAUACAUAGGCCGUGUCCGAAUGCGAAAAUCGUUUUAUAGUUUAUACGUUUUAUAGAAUGUGAAAUUUCUGCUUUUCAACUAGUAGAAAUCGCUGCACAAAGGAAGAUAAUUGUCUUUUCACACCCACGUGUGUUUGACAACAGCUGAUAAUCAGAAUAGGUGACUCGCUCUACAAAAAUGAACGAAUGGCCGGGGAACAAGCGCGAUAGUAUGUAGUUUAAGUAAGUAGUAGGCAAGACAGAUUUCGGACACGGCCAUUAGGUGCUUUAAUUUCUAAAUGGUAAAACUGAUAAUGAAAAUACCCUCAAAUAAAAGAUGACAUUAUGUACUGUCGCCUCUUAUGAAAUAUUCGAUCUCAAAUCCAAAAUGCUGGAAUAUAAAUCAGGGGUGGGCAAACCUUUUGGCUCAAUGGCCACAUCGGGAUUUCGAAAUUCAACGGAGGGCCGCACACAUCUUCUUUUAACCGAUUUGUUUGUCAAACAACACAGGAUGUAGUUUGCCCACCCCAUACAGUGAGGGAAAAAAGUAUUUGAUCCCCUGCUGAUUUUGUAAGUUUGCCCACUGACAAAGAAAUGAUCAGUCUAUAAUUUUAAUGCUAGGUUUAUUUGAACAGUGAGAGAUAGAAUAACAACAAAAAAAUCCAGAAAAACACAUGUCAAAAACGUUAUAAAUUGAUUUGCAUUUUAUUGAGGGAAAUAAGUAUUUGACCCCCUCUCAAUGAGAAAGAUUUCUGGCUCCCAGGUGUCUUUUAUACAGGUAACGAGCUGAGAUUAGGAGUACACUCUUAAAGGGAGUGCUCCUAAUCUCAGCUUGUUACCUGUAUAAAAGACACCUGUCCACAGAAGCAAUCAAUCAAUCAGAUUCCAAACUCUCCACCAUGGCCAAGACUAAAGAGCUCUCCAAGGAUGUCAGGGACAAGAUUGUAGACCUACACAAGGCUGGAAUGGGCUACAAGACCAUCGCCAAGCAGCUUGGUGAGAAGGUGACAACAGUUGGUGCGAUUAUUCGCAAAUGGAAGAAACACAAAAUAACUGUCAAUCUCCCUCGGCCUGGGACACCAUGCAAGAUCUCACCUCGUGGAGUUUCAAUGGUCAUGAGAACGGUGAGGAAUCAGCCCAGAACUACACGGGAGGAUCUUGUCAAUGAUCUCAAGGCAGCUAGGACCAUAGUCACCAAGAAAACAAUUGGUAACACACUACGCCUUGAAGGACUGAAAUCCUGCAGCGCCCGCAAGGUCCCCCUGCUCAAGAAAGCACAUAUACAGGGCCGUCUGAAGUUUGCCAAUGAACAUCUGAAUGAUUCAGAGGAGAACUGGGUGAAAGUGUUGUGGUCAGAUGAGACCAAAAUUGAGCUCUUUGGCAUCAACUCAACUCGCCGUGUUUGGAGGAGGAGGAAUGCUGCAUAUGACCCCAAGAACACCAUCCCCACCGUCAAACAUGGAGGUGGAAACAUUAUGCUUUGGGGGUGUUUUUCUGCUAAGGGGACAGGACAACUUCACCGCAUCAAAGGGACGAUGGACGUGGCCAUGUACCGUCAAAUCUUGGGUGAGAACCUCCUUCCCUCAGCCAGGGCAUUGAAAAUGGGUCGUGGAUGGGUAUUCCAGCAUGACAAUGACCCAAAACACACGGCCAAGGCAACAAAGGAGUGGCUCAAGAAGAAGCACGUUAAGGUCCAGGAGUGGCCUAGCCAGUCUCCAGAUCUUAAUCCCAUAGAAAAUCUGCGGAGGGAGCUGAAGGUUCGAGUUGCCAAACGUCAGGCUCGAAACCUUAAUGACUUGGAGAAGAUCAGCAAAGAGGAGUGGGACAAAAUCCCUCCUGAGAUGUGUGCAAACCUGGUGGCCAACUACAAGGAAACAUCUGACCUCUGUGAUUGCCAACAAGGGUUUUACCACCAAGUACUAAAUCAUGUUUUAGUCAAAUACUUAUUUCCCUCAUUAAAAUGCAAAUCAAUUCAUAAAAUUUUUUACAUGCGUUUUUCUGGAUUUUUUUGUUGUUUUUCUGUCUCUCACUGUUCAAAUAAACCUACCAUAAAAAUUAUAGACUGAUCAUGUCUUUGUCAGUGGGCAAAUGUACAAAAUCAGCAGGGGAUCAAAUACUUUUUUCCCUCACUGUAUAUAGAGCCAAUGUGGUUCACUGUCCAAAUUCACAUGACGGUGAGUGUAAGUCUAGCUUUCUACCUAACAUGUAUGUAUUGUUAGAUCCCCCUUUUUAUUAUGGCUGAAUCGGACACCUCUUCCCCAGAGCUAAACAACCUAAUCACAUUCUGCGCAUGUGUUACAGACACUGUGAGACAUGCGAGCUGAGACAGGAUCAGAGACGGUAUCGCCAGUGGUAGUGUCGUGACCAAAUGUUUUCUUUCAAGUAGGAUAGCAGCCUUCAUGAGAAAUAUUAUAGUAUUGGUAACCAUCUGGAUGUUACAGGGAUACAUUCUAUUCAGUGGGGAGAGCAUGCAAGGCAAGUCUGUGUUUCACAACACCGGGAUACAAUGUCCGGCAGUUUUGUUAACGUUUUAGCGAGGGAAGUAUUAUUGCCAAUUUCUCAAGUUGACAGCUAAAGCACAGGUGACAGUGGUUGCUUGGUUGUAGUGAUUUUUCACCGAAAAUAUACAAGUAUGGCAUUGAAAUUAUCUAAACUAAAUGAAUCCUGAACACUUAGCUAACUCCCAAUUUCACACACACACACACACACACAGGAGGGGGAAGCAGCAGCGGUGGGAGCAGCAGAUACGUAAAACUAAUUGUAAAGUAGAGAAUCCCACACAUGCUCAGAAGCUUCGGUUGUUAAGCUAUCUGGAAGAGGCAUCCGUUUUAUUAUUGUAACACUAUUAAUAUGAUUGAAAACAAAAGAACCUGGUAAAAAAAGACCUUUGGUUAGUAAGUUAAAUUCAGGUUUGUUGGAAUUGUGGUUAUUUACCAAAUGUAUCUAAUACCUAACUAGUUUUUCUAAAUGAUAUGCAUAAGAUACAGAGAAGAACGAUACAUUUUACUCAUAUCCCUCCCCUUGCUGUUUCAGUAUACCUAACCUGUAGCACAGUGAGAAAAUCCAUCAUGUGAGCCCCUGACUUCCACUCAUCUCUCUCUCCUGCCUUCACUUUACACUCUAAUCCAUAUUCCCUCUCUCCUGCCUUCACUUUACACUCUAAUCCAUAUUCCCUCUCUCCUCGGCUCCUCUUCUCUUCCCUCCCUUCCGCUCCUCACCCAAGAAACCUCUCUGUGGAACUUUCCUGAAUCUCCUCUUCAAAUCUAACAUGCUCUCUCUUUCCCCUCACCCCGUUUUAACUCUGCGCCCUUCACUCUCUUAAAAUUCCCCUCUCCUCUUCCUGCUGUGGCUUCCUGCGACCCACUAACCAACCACUUCUCUCUUCCCACCUCCUUCGCUUGCAGGGUGAGGAGGCAGGCUCGCCAGUAGACUCAAAGCCUGAGGUACUUUGUCUGUGAUGAGUAGUGUCUGUCUUUCUGUAUGUCUGUUUGUCUGUCCAUUCUGGGUUUUAGUGUUGUUUAAAUCUUUAUUCAGCCUGUUCCGUCUUGUAGCUAGGUUAUUACUCCAAGUGUUAUUCCUCAUUGACAGUACAGUCAUGGCUUUCUUAGAUCCCUUGGCUUUGGGCACAGCCUAAAUCACAUCACCUGACUUCAAAUUGGAUCACCGUAGUAGUAUAGGGUAGGCUAAUGGCAAUAUGAAGUCUGGGUACUAUCAAGGUAUUUAGACUGUGUUUGGUCAGUGUUUGUAAUAUGUCUACAUUAGGAAUUAAUUUCAGUGCAUCUGAGUGGCCAGCUGUGUUCAAUAAUGGGUGCAUUACAAUUUUAAUGUGUACAUUGUCAUUAGAAGGAUUAGCUGAGCUUGAACAGAUGGUGUAGAACCACAACUACUGUAUGUUUGAUUUACAUUCAUCUCCAUAAUACAACACUUUGUCAUUGCACAGAAUGUUUGGAGCACGAGACUCUGAGUCCUUCCUCCAAAUAUCUUAGUUACAGUAUUUAUGUAAUUCACCAGUCUACAUCUCUCUGUACAUCUGUUUCCGAAUGCUAGAUGUUUCCAUUGCCGAACAAACUCACUGUCUCAGUGAGAUGCUUGGAUGCUACCAACACGACCUCUCUGUGUGUGUGUGUGUAUGUGUAGUCGCCUGCCUUCUUGACUCACCUGCGGUACUCUACCUCUUUGUCUCUGCACGUGCCCCACCCCCACCCCACCUCUUCCACCGUGCCUCUGCUCCACUCUCCCCGCCCCCCUCCCCCAGUCGGACCAGGAUCUGGCCACCCCACGCCCCCAACAGGAGGUACUGCUUCUUGCUCUGUGCCUGUGCUCUCUCUCUGUGACCCCUCACCAGGUGUGCUGUCAUGAGCUGUGAUGUGCUGUGUAUCUCAUCGUACCUGUGUCCAUCUGUAAGGGCAGCAAUAUAUGUUGUUCAGUACCCCUCAGUUUGUUUGCAUUUAUUAAUUUUUUACAACCAAGCACAACUUUAUUGUAAAAGUUCAGUUGUAGGUUUGGACAUUGUUAACAUAGACAAAGCCAGUAGGAGACGGAGUAUUCUGCAUUUUUGUUCUAUCGUCUUUAUAGCCGCAGUCUCUAUUAAGCUACAUUAUAAUAAUACAGUAUUGCAAUAAAGUGUAACACUUGACUUGACACCAAGUGUCAUAACAUGUUAUGACACAGUCAUAACCAUGUCAUAAUAUGUCAUAACAGCUGACAUAAACUUUGUCAUAACCUGCCAUAAUAUGGUCAUUACACUGUCGAAAGUGAAGUCCAAAAUACUGAUAUACACUAACAGCAACAAGGAAACAAUAACCCACAACACAAAGGAGAAAACAUACAGAAUAUAUAUGGCUCCCAAUCAGAGAUAACGAGCCGACAGCUGACACUCGUUACCUCCGAUUGGGAGUCAUCGACCAAUCACCACAUGACACAAACAAAAUGAAACUCACCCAUCCCCAACACCACCAAAUGAAAUACACCCAAACACAUGAAAAUGAACAACCCUGGCUCAAUAUAAACGUCCAUAGAGCCAGAGUGUCACAGUACCCCCCCCUAAAGGUGCGAACUCCGGGCGCACCAACAUCAGGACUAGGGGAGGGUCUGGGUGGGCGUCUGUCCAUGGUGGCGGCUCUGGCCCCGGUCGUGAUCCCCACCCCACCACAGUCACAACCUGCUUCGGUAGCCUCCUCCUAAUGACCACCCUCCACCUAACCCCACCUGGACUAAGGGGCAACCCCGGACUAAGGGGCAGCAUCGGCCUAAGGGGCAGCACCGGGAUAGCGACGCGCACCGUACACUUAGUGCGAGGGACCGGAACAGGCCGGGCUGGGCUGGCGACACGCACCGUACACUUGGUGCGGGUGGCAGGAUCAGGCCGAACCGGACUGGCGACGCGCACCGUACACUUAGUGCGAGGGGCCGGAACAGGCCGUACCGUACGGGGAACACACACUACUGGCUGUACCUCGGGACUAGGAACGGGCCGGACCGAACUGGUUACACACCCCAGUACCUCUCGCCGUGCCUCUACACCUUCCUUCCCUGCUUUACCCAGUAGCCCCCUUGACCUGGUAGCCUCCUGAAUCCGUCCCUUCUCUGCCUCCGUCAGCCCCCUUAACCUGGUAGCCUUCUGCAUCUGCCUUGUGGCAGCCUCCUGCUGCUCAGUCGCCCAAGCCAUGUGCCCCCCCCAAAAAAUUUCUUGGGGUUGCCUCUCGUCCUUCCGACGUUGGCUCUGCCGACGCCGUUGCUCCUCUCGCCGUCGCCUCUCCACCGUCUCGCUCCAUGGACGGCGAUCCAUACCCUCCAGGAUCUCCUCCCAAGUCCAGGACCCUUUACCGUCCAACAGUUCCUUCCAUGUCCAGACCCUUUGCUCCUGGACGCGCUGCUUGGUCCUUUUAUGGUGGGUUUUUCUGUCACGGUCGUCUACAACAGGAGACCAAUGCGCAGCGUUGUGAGUGAACAUGAUGACUUUAUUUAUCAAAGCAACCACGAAAAACAACAAAAGACGAUACGUGAAGUUCUCUAUGACACCGACUGAACAUAGCACAAGGAAACACAAACCCACAAACACAAGGAGAAAAACACACAGAAUAUAUAUGGCUCCCAAUCAGAGAUAACGAGCCGACAGCUGACACUCGUUACCUCCGAUUGGGAGUCAUUAACCAAUCACCAAAACACAAACAAAUGAAACUCACCCAACCCAACACCACCAAAUGAAAUACACCCUGGCUCUAACACACAGUCCCGGAGCCAGAGUGUGACAUCAUGACCCAUAUAUUUACCUCUGUUGUGACAUAUAUUGUGUUAUUUUAUGGCUGGUUAUGACACCUACAUCAUAUUUUAAAUAACUUGUAGAAAAUACACUUUAUGACACUUUCAUGAAGCAUUAUGACCAUCCUGUGUCACUUUAUUUGGACUAAGAAAAUACACUUUAUGACAAUGUCAAGAAGCAUAAUGACCAUCACAAUCAUAUAAGCCAGAUAGGCCUAUCAUGCCCUUAUAUCAGUCAUCAGUCAAAAAGAGGGUGUCUUGUCCUGCUCCUGAAAUCUGCUCCUGCAUUCAUCCCAGUCAUCAGCAACAGAGCGUAGGUGUUCAAAUAAAAUUGUAUUUGUCACAUGCGCCGAAUACAACAGGUGUAGACCUUACCGUGGAAUGCUUACUUACAAGCCCUUAACCAACAAUGCAGUUCAAGAAAUAGAGUUUAGAAAAUAUUUGCUAAAUAAACUAAAGUAAAAAAUAAAAUAAAAAGUAGCACAAUAAAAUUACAUAACAAUAAUGAGGCUAUAUACAAGGGGUACCGGUACCGAGUCAAUGUGCGGUGGUACAGGUUAGUCGAGGUAAUUUGUAAAUGUAGGUAGGGGUAAAGUGACUAUGCAUAGAUAAUAAACAGCGAGUGGGGGGGGGGGGGGGGGGGGGGGGGGGGGAACAGUAUGACUUGGGUGACUGGAGUCUUUGACAAUUUUUUGGGCCUUCCUCUGACAUGCCUAGUAUAUAGGUCCUGGAUGGCAGGAAGCUUGGCCCCAGUGAUGUAUUGGGCCGUAUGCACUACCCUCUGUAGCGCCUUAUGGUUGGAUGCCGAGCAGUUGCCAUACCAGGCAGUGAUGCAACUGGUCAGGAUGCUCUCGAUGGUGCAGCUGUAAAGCGUUUUGAGGAUCUGGGGAUCCAUACCAAAUCUUUUCAGUCUCCUGAGGGGUAAAAGGUGUUGUCGUGCCCUCUUCACGACUGUCUUGGUGUGUUUGGACCAUGAUACUUUGUUGGUGAUGUGGACAACAAGGAACUUGAAACUCUCGAUCCGCUCCACUACAGCCCUGUCAAUGUUAAUGGGGGCCUGUUCGGCCCUCCUUUUCCUGUAGUCCACGAUCAUCUCCUUUGUCUUGCUCACGUUGAGGGAGAGGUUGUUGUCAUGGCACCAUACUGCCAGGUCUCUGACCUCCUCCCUAUAGGCUGUCUCAUCGUUGUCGGUGAUCAGGCCUACCACUGUUGUGUCCUCAGUAAACUUAAUGAUGGUGUUGGAGUCGUGCUUGGCCUCGCAGUCAUGGGUGAACAGGGAGUACAGGAGGGGACUAAGCACUCACCCCUGAGGGGUCCCGGUGUUGAGGAUAAGCGUGGCAGAUGUGUUGUUGCCUACCCUUACCACCUGGGGGCGGCCCGUCAGGAAGUCCAGGAUCCAGUUGCAGAGGGAGGUGUUUAGUCCCAGGGUCCCUAGCUUAGUGAUGAGCUUUGUGGAAGCUAUGGCGUUGAAUGCUGAGCUGUAGUCAAUGAACAGCAUUCUCACAUAGGUGUUCCUUUUGUCCAGGUGGGAAAGGGCAGUGUGGAGUGCGAUUGUGUCAUCUGUGGAUCUGUUGGGGUGGUAUGCGAAUUGGAGUGAGUUUGAUAUCAACGUGUGCGCAAUUACAAGGAUAAUUUAAUAUGGUACAUUUCAAAAAUAUAUAUACAACAUAAACACUGUUGACACGUAGGCUAUGGUGUAAUGGAAUGUUUUGCCUUAUGUGGUAGGUUUUGUGGGGUUUUACACUCUUAUGUAGGUGUCAUAACCAGCCAUACUGUAAAAUAACUACCGUGGUAGGUUUUGUGGGUUGUUACACUCUUAUGUAGGUGUCAGAACCAGCCAUAAAAUAACGCAAUAUAUGUCAUAACAAAUCUAAAUAUAUGUGUCAUGACAGUGUUAUGACCAUAUUAUAACAGGUUUUGACAAGUUAUGUCAGCUGUUAUGACAUAUUAUGACAUAGUUAUGUCAUCGUGAUUGAAAGAUAUUUAAUCAGAUAACGUUACCACUGAGGAGGACAUAACAUCAGUUGAUUUGAAAGAUUUUCAUACUGUGUGAUCUGGUAAUCUGGAAAAUUCUAGAUAUCUCUUGCCUGAAAUAUGUAAUUCCAGGGCAGAUAAAAAACAUUGUACUCUUUACUCAAGAGGAGUGUAAUGGGGUCCAUGUCUAUACUCAUCUAUUCAUCCAUGCAUAGCAGCGUUAGUCUCAUUCUUCAGCCCAUAUCAGAAACAGAUUGGAUAUUUGUUGUAACAUCCAUGUUGUGAGCUCCGAGCAGAAUUGAAAUGGAGGUGGAAUUUGAGAUGAAGAAUUACAAACACAUAAUAUACCAUUAACACAGCACUUUUCAUUCAAAUGUCCAUGUCUGGUUCAAUUCUGAAAUGGAAGUGGGAGGAGUCCUAACUCCAGUCUGUGACCUAUCUCCCUCUCUCUAUCUAGCAGCAGUUCCUGGACAAGCCCGAGGAUGUCCUGCAGAAGCACCAGGCCAGCAUCAACGAACUAAAGAGAGCUCUCAGGGAGCCCAACAGCAAGCUGUCACAGAGGGAGAAACGCCUGUCCUCAGCCACGCCCCCCGGAGGCACCCCAGAGAGGAAACAAGUAAGGAAGGGGGGGUUCCUUGCGAUGUUACUUUCCAACACUCUAAUUUGGAAUCUUACUGUAUACUCAUUCUCACCAGCCCAGCAAACAUGACCCCAUUGGCCCCCUGUGGGUAUUCGGUGGGCAAGGUGGGCUCGGGCUAGCCCACACCAAGCCAACACCAGCCCAUCGCGGGCUAGCCCAGCACAGCCUAGCCUACACCACGCCCAACUACUUCAUAAUGUACAGUCGUGGUGAAAAGUUUUGAGAAUGACACAAGUAUUGGUCUUCACAAAGUUUGCUGCUUCAGUGUUUUUAGAUAUUUUUGUCAGAUGUUACUAUGGUAUACUGAAGUAUAAUUACAAGCAUUCCAUAAGUGUCAAAGGCUUUUAUUGACAAUUACAUUAAGUUUAUGCAAAGAGUCAAUAUUUUCAGUGUUGACCCUUCUUUUUCAAGACCUCUGCAAUCUGCCCUAGCAUGCUGUCAAUUAACUUCUGGGCCACAUCCUGACUGAUGGCAGCCCAUUCUUGCAUAAUCAAUGCUUGGAGUUUAUCAGAAUUUGUGGGUUUUUGUUUGUCCACCCGCCUCUUGAGGAUUGACCACAAGUUCUCAAUGGGAUUAAGGUCUCUGGAGUUUCCUGGCCAUGGACCCAAAAUGUUGAUGUUUUGUUCCCUGAGCACUUUUGCCUUAUGGCAAGGUGCUCCAUCAUGCUGGAAAAGGCAUUGUUCGUCACCAAACUGUUCUUGAAUGGUUGGGAGAAGUUGCUCUCGGAGGAUGUGUUGGUACCAUUCUUUAUUCAUGGCUGUGUUCUUAGGCAAAAUUGUGAGUGAGCCCACUCCCUUGGCUGAGAAGCAACCCCACACAUGAAUGGUCUCAGGAUGCUUUACUGUUGGCAUGACACAGGACUGAUGGUAGCGCUCACCUCGUCUUCUCCGGACAAGCUUUUUUUCCGGAUACCCCAAACAAUCGGAAAGGGGAUUCAUCAAAGAAAAUGACUUUACCCCAGUCCUCAGCAGUCCAAUCCCUGUACCUUUUGCAGAAUAUCAGUCUAUCCCUGAUGUUUUUCCUGGAGAGAAGUGGCUUCCUCGCUGCCCUUCUUGACACCAGGCCAUCCUCAAAAGUCUUCGCCUCACUGUACGUGCAGAUGCACUCACACCUGCCUGCUGCCAUUCCUGAGCAAGCUCUGCACUGGUGGUGCCCCGAUCCCGCAGCUGAAUCAACUUUAGGAGAUGGUCCUGGCGCUUGCUGGACUUUCUUGGGUGCCCUGAAGCCUUCUUCACAACAAUUGAACCUCUCUCCUUGAAGUUCUUGAUGAUCCGAUAAAUUGUUAAUUUAGCUGCAAUCUUACUAGCAGCAAUAUCUUUGCCAGUAAAGCCCUUUUUGUGCAAAGCAAUGAUGACAGCACAUGUUUCCUUGCAGGUAACCAUGGUUAACAGAGGAAGAAUAAUGAUUUCAAGCACCACCCACCUUUUAAAGCUUCCAGUCUGUUAUUCUAACUCAAUCAGCAUGACAGAGUGAUCUCCAGCCUUGUCCGCUUCAACACUCUCACCUGUGUUAACGAGGGAAUCACUGACAUGAUGUCAGCUGGUCCUUUUGUGGCAGGACUGAAAUGCAGUGGAAAUGUUUUUUUGGGGGAUUAACAUUUAACAUUUUAGUCAUUUAGCAGACGCUCUUAUCCAGAGCGACUUACAGUUAGUGAGUGCAUACAUUUUUAUUUUAUUUUUUCAUACUGGCCCCCCGUGGGGCAAAGAGGGACUUUGCAAUUAAUUGCAAUUCAUCUGAUCACUCUUCAUAACAUUCUGGAGCAUAUGCAAAUUGCCAUCAUAAAAACUGAGGCAGCAGACUUUGUGAAAAUUAAUAUUUGUGUCAUUCUCAAAACUUUUGACCACGACUGUAGAGGCUGGGGCUCAUUAGAAUAUUUGGGUCUGUGGAUUGCAGUUAUUUUUGUGCAACUGUUACUGAGAGUGUUGUUCCAGUUUGUUCUGUUGUUCAAAUGUAUCUUGUACACUCCCAAUGAUGAAGUCUUUAACCUGUUAGAUGUAAUGGCAAAAUUUAGAUUUCCGCCUACAGUGAGGAAAAAAAGUAUCUGAUCCCCUGCUGAUUUUGUACGUUUGCCCACUGACAAAGAAAUUAUCAGUCUAUAAUUUUAAUGGUAGGUUUAUUUGAACAGUGAGAGACAGAAUAACAACAAAAAAAUCCAGAAAAACGCAUGUCAAAAAUGUUAUGAAUUUAUUUGCAUUUUAAUGAGGGAAAUAAGUAUUUGACCCCUCUGCAAAACAUAACUUAGUACUUGGUGGCAAAACCCUUGUUGGCAAUCACAGAGCUCAGACGAUUCUUGUAGUUGGCCACCAGGUUUGCACACAUCUCAGGAGGGAUUUUGUCCCACUCCUCUUUGCAGAUCUUCUCCAAGUCAUUAAAGUUUCGAGGCUGACGUUUUGGCAACUCAAACCUUCAGCUCCCUCCUCAGAUUUUCUAUGGGAUUAAGGUCUGGAGACUGGCUAGGCCACUCCAGGACCUUAAUGUGCUUCUUCUUGAGCCACUCCUUUGUUCCCUUGGCCGUGAGUUUUGGGUCAUUGUCAUGCUGGAAUACCCAUCCACGACCCAUUUUCAAUGCCCUGGCUGAGGGAAGGAGGUUCUCACCCAAGAUUUGACGGUACAUGGCCCCGUCCAUCGUCCCUUUGAUGCGGUGAAGUUGUCCUGUCCACUUAGCAGAACAACACCCCCAAAGCAUAAUGUUUCCACCUCCAUGUUUGAUGGUGGGGAUGGUGUUCUUGGGAUCAUAGGCAGCAUUCCUCCUCCUCCAAACACGGCGAGUUGAGUUGAUGCCAAAGAGCUCCAUUUUGGUCUCAUCUUACCACAACACUUUCACCCAGUUCUCCUCUGAAUCAUUCAGAUGUUCAUUGGCAAACUUCAGACGGGCAUGUAUAUGUGCUUUCUUGAGCAGGGGGACCUUGCGGGCGCUGCAUGAUUUCAGUCCUUCAAGGCGUAGUGUGUUACCAAUUGUUUUCUUGGUGAUUAUGGUCCAAGCUGCCUUGAGAUCAUUGACAAGAUCCUCUCGUGUAGUUAUGGCCUGAUUCCUCACCGUUCUCAUGAUCAUUGCAACUCCACGAGGUGAGAUCUUGCAUGGAGCCCCAGGCCGAGGGAGAUUGACAGUUCUUUUGUGUUUCUUUCAUUUGCGAAUAAUCGCACCAACUGUUGUCACCUUCUCACCAAGCUGCUUGGCGAUGGUCUUGUAGCCCAUUCCAGCCUUGUGUAGGUCUACAAUCUUGUCCCUGACAUCCUUGGAGAGCUCUUUGGUCUUGGCCAUGGUGGAGAGUUUGGAAUCUGAUUGAUUGAUUGCUUCUGUGGACAGGUGUCUUUUAUACAGGUAACAAGCUGAGAUUAGGAGCACUCCCUUUAAGAGUGUGCUCCUAAUCUCAGCUCGUUACCUGUAUAAAAGACACCUGGGAGCCAGAAAUCUUUCUGAUUGAAAGGGGGUCAAAUACUUAUUUCCUUCAUUAAAAUGCAAAUUAAUUUAUAACAUUUUUGACAUGCGUUUUUCUGGAUUUUGUUGUUGUUAUUCUGUCUCUCACUGUUCAAAUAAACCUACCAUUAAAAUUAUAGACUGAUCAUUUCUUUGUCAGUGGGCAAACGUACAAAAUCAGCAGGGGAUCAAAUACUUUUUUCCCUCACUGUAAAUAGACAAACCUCAUGCGAGGGACAUAAACAAUAACUAGUAAUGCUUAUACAGCCAGAAAAAUCUCACCUUUCUGGCAAAAAUAGUUAUAAAUUGCUGAGUUGUACUCACUUUUGAGGACAUAGUACAUAGUACAAAUAUGCUGAAAAUAUGAAAUAUCAAAAUAUAAUAUACAGUAUGAUGCAAUUCCUAUUCAACAAAAGUGGGUGAAUAGGGCCUGACAUGACUGAUAUGCUCUCUAAAUAUAGUAACAGCCAAAUUAUAAAAUGACUCACUAUAAGAUUUCACCUUCCUUAUAACUGUAAAACAAAUAUGAUCAUGAACAUCACAGCAAAAUGAAACCAGUGACAUACUGAGCCAGAGAAAAAGGCCAAGAAAUGGUAUACGUAACUCCCUCAGCUCUGAAGGUCGUACUGCCUUAGUCAGCGACCAGAAUCACACACGCCUAUUUUUCUCUAAACCCAACACAGACACAUCUACAAGCUACAAACACAUUCAGAACCGGCCAAAAAUCCACGUAAGUCCCUGAUUUCGGGGAGUUUACAUCUAAGAAGUGUAUUUAAAUGAGUGCAUGUGAAAUUAAAAACUUAACAGUUUCUCUUGUAAAAUAAUAUAUGUAUGAUAGUAUUUGUCUUUCUGAUACAAUAAAACACGUUUGCUAAAAACCUUUAAGGCUAGAAAAUGUGUUAAAUUGCAAUAAAUACAUUUUGAAUAAAUACAUUUCCAUUAAAUAAGAGAUAAAACUGAUACAUUGGGCAAUACACCUAGGGCCAAUACUAUAAGCUCAUAUUGGGGCCCAAAUGGGCUCAAUAAGGGCAGCCGAUCCAAAGGGUGGGCUUAUUUCAGGCGAAAUGAGUGCUACCCUUGGGGCCACCUGCCUUAGGGCCAACAUGGAGCCGAUGAGCAAAGGUGCUUUGGCCCAAUGUGGGCAGCCUACAUUGAGCCAAUAUUUUAGCCUGCAUUGGGACCCACGUGCCCAAUACGUGUUGGCAUGUUUGCUGGGAGGGGUUUCCCUUACCACUUAAUUGGAAGGACAGGCACCCUCAUACUCUUUUUGUCCCCCUCCCCUGCCCAUGACUACAAGUAGUUAGCUUCCUUUGCAAAAUGUUGAUAGAAAAGCAACAGGAAACACGGCUCUCUAAUCCAAAAGGACUAGAUAAAAGGACUAGAUAGGUGGAAAAAAUAUUGCCAAAACGUAUAUAAAAAUAGUAUUCCACCAGAUAUAGCUUUCACGCAUCCAGUCAUUUCAAAUGACAUACUACCUAAGGUCCAUGGGGUGAUAUGGUGUAACAAACUUAAUAGUAAUGCAUUAGAAUAGUACAUGCAGCUUAAUGAAUCUGUGUUUUUACCAAUAUAUAGGCCUCUGUGGAUUCCAUAUUGAGUGAAAAGCAAGAUGGUGGUCAAGGAAGCUCAAAAGAAGAACAGAAUCAGUCCUCUCCCUAUACACUGCAUUUGGCUUUUGAUCCCAAAGACACAUGUAUUGGUAUGGUGUCUGAGAAUGUGCAACUUGGAAAAACAACAGAGAUGAAGCCUAUAACUUCACCUCAGGAUUCUGGGAAAACUAAAGCAGGUGGCACUGGAUCGAGAUCCCAAAGACAAGAAACAGUUUCGACUGCAACUGGACAUAAGGAUAUGCACUCCAUGGAUGAUGCAACCUUUGGAAGUAAUACGCAUUCAUAUGACACCUUUUUCUCAAGGAACAGUGUUCAAGAGAAUGGAUUUGAUUCACCUCCAGCGGAUAAUCUCUAUUCCAAACAGAGGAUUGAAAUGAAAAGAAAACAGUUGAAGCAGAGUCUGUAUCAGUAUGAAUCGUUCCCAGAGAGAAAAAACAAUAGCAAUGACCAGGUCGCUAUGGAAUCUAUAAAUAACGGCAACCAAGGUCGAAGUGAGUCUGAAAGAAAGAGGGAGAUGAGAGAACCUGAAGCUCUGGAAACAAAAGACCCAAAGCCAGAGAGAGGAAACAAUUCCAACAAAACUGGGAGUGCAUCACACUCCAAAGUCACCCGAAUAGUUCCUCUCAAGCCACAGAGAUCAAAGAAGUAUUUGAAUAAAGGGGGGAACGAAGGUGUCAUCAUACCUCAAACGCAAACCCAAGCUGAAGGAGGCGUGGCCGGAAGAGUAGAUGACACUCGGAUGAUGCAAUCAACAGAGGGGUCCUCUGAAACCAGAAAGAGAACAGGUGGUUUGCCUACAGCAUGUCCUGACCCAAAUGACAGCAAGCAAGGGAUGACAACCACCAACCAGCACACAGAGGUCGCAAAGCAACUACCAGAGAAUGAGCUACAAGGGACAGGUGAACACAAGGAUCAGAGGGACAUUUGUGGAUCGAGUUUCUGGACUGACGGUGGAAGACUAAUCCAUGAAGGACGUCCCGAGGCUUACCCAGAUUUUACAGACACCUUUUCCUUUGGCUCAAAGGUUUUGGCCUCCCAUGCAGCUCCCCCUCCAACCCUCCCUCUGAAAACACAGUGGUCCAAGGAGACUAGAGAUCGCAACAGGCAGAAUGUCACCAAUGACUCUAGCAACGGCCAUUACAGGAACUCUAGCCAGGAAGCAACCAAGAGGAAACAAGUGGUAACGCCGUCUGCCUAACCUGCCUGUCUAUCACUGGAAACUAAAGCAUUGCAUGUGCUUAAGUCGAUCACAACCUUGUUUUUAUCCACUUGAAUAUACACAUGUAGAACUCAUGUGGCUGUAUAUAAAAAAGCAGGUAAAAGCCUGUGGCCCUUCACAUCUUAUCAUUGGCCAAUGGCAUUUUGAGACUUAACAAGUUCAUGGCCCGGGAGCUCCUGGCUCUCGUUCCCCUCUGCAAAGCUUAACAUCUGCUUGUCCAUUUUAGAAACCGGUGGGCCUUUAAGCAAUGUUUCCAUUGCUUAAGCUUCUGGCGUCUGUUCGUCACCACGUUAACACCUGGUCUCUCCUUCCAACAUCAUCCUCUUACCUCCCUGACUAAAGGUGGUUGCUGUUGCAAGGAGUCAAUGGCCUUCGCACCAUCACCUUCCUUUGAAGCCACAGUGCGCUUUGGACAUUUGGCCAAAAUGUUCAGUGUUGGCAUCUCUACAGCAAUAGCCAAUAUGCCAUUUAUUAUGAGAUGUUAUGCACUAAUUCUUGGCUGCAGCGCUGCCAGCCACAUUGUUCAGGGCUGAGGUACUUGUACACUGGACUUAAGUAUACAAAUACCUGAUUCCUGGAAGGUAUUGUUAUCUAACCUCAACAGUGCAUGGCAUUACCAUCGCACUUACAGAUUUUGUGAUAAUGUUGACUUUAAACACAUCCUAUGUGCAUGUGUGAAAGUUGUGUGAACAAUUACCUCAAGUUAUUAUAUUCAUAUAUGAACUGUAAGCUUACAGUUAGCAUAGGUCUACUUUCAAUGGGAUUAGCAUGACAUUAUGAAGCCUCCUCAGCCUUGCCAUGUGCAAAAUAUCUUGGAACCACUGGCUAGAACAAUGUCUUCAACAAAAUGAUGGUGGAAACAGCUAUUAUGUGUGGUGACGUCAACAUAUGUUGCUCAUAACUUGUCAUACAGUUGGUUUCACAUUCACUCCAUUGUUUGGAAAAAAAUGUAACCAGCCUUGUACUGAAGUAAAGAGUAAAUCCCAAGGUGAUGUCACUGCAUUCAUUGACAAUGCAAACCCUUGAAUUCUCUCUGGGAAGUUUCUCGUUCAAUGACAGUCAGAAGGAUGAUGCCAAUAUUAUUGUGUGUACAGUUCAUGGCUGUUCUUUACAGUUUCGUUAGGUGAAAUAAAAUGGUCUCAUUUUGCUUCUAUAGGACACCCCUCCUACACCUGCCAUUCAUGAGGAGCCUUUUGACGAAGCCAUGGUGAGUCACUGUUUUGUUCAAUGUGCAAAACCUCUUCAGCAUGUUCAACCCCUUCAUUAGCAUCUGCUGAUCAUAAACAAAACACAAAGCUAAAAUAUGACCUUAAAGUCUAAUGAUGAAAGAUUAUUUGAUAUUUCUGUUUGACCUUUUAAGUAUAUAUUUUUUAGCACAGGUGCAAAAAUCUUUAUAUCGAGUCCCUUGUAUUGAGCCGACUAUGUUUUUUAAUUCUCUUGUCCGUCUUCUCCAAUCUAACCUGCAGAGGGAGCCAUGGGAGCGGCGGUUGGGCUCAGUGUCAGAGGACGACCAAGACCACGAGACCCUGUACCUGAAGGAAACCCACCUGGGCAUCGAGCGCAAGUGCUCCAGCAUCACGGUCAGCUCUACGUCCAGCCUGGAGGCCGAGGUAGACUUCACUGUCCUCAUGGACCUCCAUACGGGCAUGGAGGAGUUCUCCAGGGGCAUGAUGGAGCUGGGCGAGAGGCCCCUGUCACCCGACGUGGGCCUCAGCCUGAGCAUCGACCUGAUGCAGGGAACCCCGCCACCUCUCGUCUCGGCUCCUCUCACCGGGGCUAGCAGCAGCCCUCCUGCCAAGCAGCUGCACACCGAAGAGGUCCGACACCACGAGGUAAAGUACACAAGCAAACGCCACUGACAGUUUGGGUCCAGGUAGGUAUUUGAAGUGAUAGUUCACUAAAGGUUUACGGUUAUGGGAUCAUCUUUUAGCCUUAGAAUAAGUAACUAGUAAUGAGUUUACAGGUCAAAACGGCUGAAGUAAGCCUUAGUGUACAAAUCAUUACAUAAUUAACAGUAAUUGGCUAAAUUUAACAUUGACAUUGACAGUGUAAUGUGAGUACCAUUACAGCUCACUAAUGUUUUCUUGAAGUUUAUGCUGGACUUCACUGGUCUUUCAUAUGACAAAAUCAUGGGACUUUCUUUAAAGUCUCACUGCCUCCUUCUCACAAAUGAUCCCAAAAAUAUAACAAUUUAAUAAAGUUGGUUCAACACAGUGGCGGGUCAUUUUGACCCUAGGACAACGGGAGGGUUAAGGAAAUGUAAAGACGCUUUCUCUCAAAUAUUUUACAUACAGCUUGUGAGUGCUGAAUCUCAAAUUAAAUUCUAGCAAUGGAAGUUAUUAUUCUGUGUUUUCCUUCAAAGCCUGUUGUGCCCAGAAAACCAAAGAGGUCAGUGCCCAUCGACAGAGACCAGUCACAGAAAGAAACCACUUACUCAUCCCCCAUGACGGCGCUGAGCAGAGAGGCAAGUGACGUCGUCGCUUCCCAUGCACUGAGGAAGACUGAGGUCAAGGUCGACAGAGACCAGUCACAGAAAGAGACCACUUACGUGUCCGCCAUGACAGCGCUGAGCAGAGAGGCUAGUGAUGUCGUCGCAUCCCAUGCACUGAGGAAGACUGAGGUCAAGGUCGACAGAGACCAGACAGUGAGAGAGACCACUUACGUGUCCCCCAUGACAGCUCUGAGCAGAGAGGCUAGUUGCAUUGUCGCCAGCCAUGCACUGAGGAAGACCGAUGUCAAGGUCGAGACACAGUCCAAUGGGUCAGAGGUCACCACAACCAUCGUGGAGUUCACAGAUCAGGUAGAGAAGCAUUUCCGAUGGAGAUCUGGUACAAUUGAUCAGGUAGAGGCCAUUGCUCGUUAGGUAUAAAGAUAGAGAAAAGGUAUAUAGAUGCUACAGUAGAACCUCAAAUAUACAGACCUCAGAUUUAUAGACUGACCAGUCAACCAAAUGGGCAAUAUCAAACCUGGACAUUAUAAUUGCAAACAACAAACUUCUGUAGGCUACAGACAAAUGAAAAUGUUGCUUUCAUGUGCUAAAAACACAUCAGCCAUUUACAGUAUCUGACUAAAUGUUAGAAAAUGCACAUUAAUAUGCCAUUAGUGUUCUCUAUAAAGGUUUGAUGUUUUUUUUAAAGUCAUUUCAAAGUUACCAACAUUUCAGUAUUCGGUACGACCCCAAUUCUCUGUGGUCCUACCGUCGUGGUAACACUUUCUAUGAUGCAUACACACAUAUAUAUAUAUAUAUAUAAUGCCUAAUAAGUUCAUUUAAAAUGCCUUAUAACACUUGCUAUGACAUAUCAUAAUUGCUCAUAAGUAGUUAUAGCAUCCUUAUAAUACAUUCCUAUAAUGAUUUGAAAGCACAGAGAGUAUAAUGCAUUAUAUCUCGACUGAUCGUAAAAUGGUCUGUCUGACAUAUUUGAAAGUCUGUCAUUCAAACCAGGAGUGGGCAUCACAUCGGGUUUUCUGUCUCUUUCAGGAUCAUGGUGUGACUGUAAGCAGUAUAGGCGAGACUUCUUAUUCAACAACAGAAGGUGUUUCCCCUGUGAGUACAUUAUUACCUGACCUGUCCAAUUUUAACUCCAGCACACAGAUUGUAGGUCUCAGCAGCUUAAACCUACUUCUCCCUCUGUGUUAGAAUGAGAUUGUGUUAGAAUUAGAUGUGUUAGAGUGAACCAAAUAAUUUGAAUGUGUAUGCCUGACUAUGUAUCUAUGUAUGAGUAUGUUUGCAUUGUGCUGUUUAAUAUGGAUGCAUUCUGAAAGUAUUCAGACCCCUUGACUUUUUCCACAUUUUGUUACGUUACAGCCUUAUUCUAAAGACUGGUCAGUCUUGCGUAUGACGCUACAAGCUUGACACACCUGAAUUUGGGGAGUUUCUCCCAUUCUUCUCUGCAGACACUCUCAAGCUCUGGUUGGAUGGGGAGCGUCGCUGCACAGCUAUUUUCAGGUCUCUCCAGAGAUGAUCGAUGGGGUUCAAGUCCGGGCUCUGGAUGGGCCACUCAAGGACAUUCAGAGACUUGUCCCGAAGCCACUCCUGCACUGUCUUGGCUGUGUGCUUAAGGUGAACCUUCACCCCAGUCUGAGGUCCUGAGCACUCCGGAGCAGAUUUUCAUCUAGGAUCUCUCUGUACUUUGCUCCGUUCAUCUUUCCCUCAAGCCUGACUAAUCUCCCAGUCCCUGCCGCUGAAAAACAUCCUUCACCAUAGGGAUGGUGCCAGGUUUCCUCCACACGUGACGCUUGGCAUUCAGGCCAAAAAGUUCAAUCUUGGUUUCAUCAGACCAGAGAAUCUUGUUUCUCAUGGUGUGAGAGUCCUUUAGGUGCCUUUUGGCAAACUCCAAGCGGGUUGUCAUGUGCCUUUUACUGAGGAGUGGCUUCUGUCUGGCCACUCUACCAUAAAGGCCUGAUUGGUGGAGUGCUACAGAGAUGGUUGUCCUUCUGGAAUAUUCCCCCAUCUCCACAGAGGAACUCUGGAGCUCUGUCAGAAUGACCAUCAGGUUCUUGGUCAAUUCCCUGACCAAGGCCCUUCUCCCCCAAUUGCUCAGUUUGGCCGGGUGGCCAGCUCUAGGAAGAGUCUUGGUGGUUCCAAAAGUCUUCCAUUUAAAAAUGAUGGAGGCCACUGUCUUCUUGGGGACCUUCAAUGCUGCAGAAAUCUUUUGGUACCCUUCCCCAGAUCUGUGCCUCGACAAAAUCCUGUCUCAGAGCUCUAUGGAUAAUGCCUUCGACCUCAUGGCUUGGUUUUUGCUCUGACAUGCACUGUCAACCGUGGGACCUUAUAUAGACAGAUGUGUGCCUUUCCAAAUCAUGUCCAAUCAAUUUAAUUUACCACAGGUGGACUCCAAUCAAGUUGUAGAAACAUCUCAAGGAUGAUCAAUGGAAACAGGAUGCACCUGAGCUCAAUUUUGAGUCUCAUAGCAAAGGGUCUGAAUACUUAUGUAAAUAAGGUAUUUCUGUUUUUAAUUUUUAAUACAUUUGCAAACAUUUCUAAAAACCUGUUUUUGCUUUGUCAUUAUGGGUUAUUGUGUGUAGAUUGAUGAGGAAAAUGUUUUAUGUUAACCAUUUUAGAAUAAGGCUGUAACGUAACAAAAUGUGGAAAAGGUGAAGGGGUCUGAAUACUUUCCGAAUGCACUGUAUGUAUUUAAUCAUGUAUAUGUGUGUCUGUGUGUGUGCAUGUGUGUCCAUCAGACCUGGGUUUCAAAUAUCUCAAUUACUUUCACAUACAUUCAUAGUAAGUAUUCAGCUAUCUUUUAUUUGAAAAGACAAGUAGUGGAAUUAAUAUUUGAAUUUAUUUGGAAAUACACUUGGAAAGUAUUUGAAAAACUCAAAUACACUGACUUAAAUACACUCCUAUCCAUUUAAACUAGGUAUUUGAAAAUUAUAUUUGAAAUAAGUAUUUGAAAAUCCUGUCAAACACAAUUUAGCAGACUAUUAUUCAAAUACUCAAUAAUCCUGUCAAACACAAUUUAGCAGACUAUUAUUCAAAUACUCAAUAAAAGUACUUGUUUCGGGCUGUGUAUUUGAAAAUACUCAAAUACACAGAACAAAUAUUUUAAAUACCAGAUUCUCCAAUUCACAUUUGAACCCACGUCUGGUGUCCAUGUAUGAUCAUGAUGUCAUUAAUGCUUUUUUCCCCAUGUGUCCUGACAGGUGCACAUGUGUACUUUGGGAAGAGAGGCCUCUGGAUCUCCAAUACUUGUUACUGAGAAUGUUACCUCUGCAACCACACAUGUCACCAAGGUAUCAAAGAUGGUCAAAUAUGGUCUGACAUAUUCAGUACCUUCAGUAUUAUUGGUUUCCAUUGAUCUUAUGUUUUCUCUAGCUGUAGAGGUACAGUUGAAGUUGGAAGUUUACAUACACCUUAGCCAAAUACAUUUAAACUCAGUUUUUCACAAUUCCUGACAUUUAAUCCUAGUAAAAAUUCCCUGUCUUAGGUCAGUUAGGAUCACCAGUUUAUUUUAAGAAUGUGAAAUGUCAGAAUAAUAGUUGAGAUAAUGAUUUCUUUCAGCUUUUAUUUCUUUCAUCACAUUCCCAGUGGGUCAGAAGUUUACAUACACUCAAUUAGUAUUUGGUAGCAUUGCCUUUAAAUUGUUUAACUUGGGUCAAACGUUUCGCGUAGCCUUCCACAAGCUUCCCACAAUAAGUUGGGUGAAUUUUGGCCCAUUCCUCCUGACAGAGCUGGUGUAACUGAGUCAGGUUUGUAGGCUUCCUUGCUCGCACACGCUUUUUCAGUUCUGCCCACACAUUUUCUAUAGGAUUGAGGUCAGGGCUUUGUGAUGGCCACUCCAAUACCUUGACUUUGUUUUCCUUAAGCCAUUUUGGCACAACUUUGGAAGUAUGCUUGGGGUCAUUGUCCAUUUGGAAGACCCAUUUGUGACCAAGCUUUAACUUCCUGACUGAUGUCUUGAGAUGUUGCUUCAAUAUAUCCACAUCAUUUUCCUUCCUCAUGAUGCCAUCUAUUUUGAGAAGUGCACCAGUCCCUCCUGCAACAAAGCACCCCCACAGCAUGAUGCUGCUUCCCCCGUGCUUCACGGUUGGGAUGGUGUUCUUUGGCUUGCAAGCUACCCCCUUUUUCCUCCAAACAUAACGAUGGUCAUUAUGGCCAAACAGUUCUAUUUUUGUUUCAUCAGACCAGAGGACAUUUCUCCAAAAAGGACGAUCUUUGUCCCCAUGUGAAGUUGCAAACCGUAGUCUUGCUUUUUUAUGGCGGUUUUGGAGCAGUGGCUUCUUCCUUGCUGAGCGGCCUUUUAGGUUAUGUCGUUAUAGGACUCGUUUUACUGUGGAUAUAGAUACUUUUGUACCCGUUUCCUCCAGCAUCUUCACAAUAUAUUUGCUGUUGUUCUGGGAUUGAUUUGCACUUUUCGCACCAAAGUACGUUCAUCUCUAGGAGACAGAACACGUCUCCUUCCUGAGCGGUAUGACGGCUGCGUGGUCCCAUGGUGUUUAUACUUGCGUACUAUUGUUUGUACAGAUGAAUGUGGUACCUUCAGGCGUUUGGAAAUUUCUCCCAAGGAUGAACCAGGUCUACAAUUUAUUUUCUGAGUUCUUGGCUGAUUUCUUUUGAUUUUCCCAUGAUGUCAAGGAAAGAGGCACUGAGUUUGAAGGUAGGCCUUGAAAUACAUCCACAGGUACACCUCCAAUUGACUCAAAUGAUGUCAAUUAGCCUGUCAGAAGCUUCUAAAGCCAUGACAUCAUUUUCUGGAAUUUUCCAAGUUGUUUAAAGGCACAGUCAACUUAGUGUAUGUAAACUUCUGACCCACUGGAAUUGUGAGUGAAUUAUAAGUGAAAUAAUCUGUCUGUAAACAAUUGUUUGAAAAAUUACUUGUGUCAUGCACAAAGUAGAUGUCCUAACCGACUUGCCAAAACUAUAGUUUGUUAACAAGACAUUUGUGGAGUGGUUGAAAAACGAGUUUUAAUGACUCCAACCUUAGAGUAUGUAAACUUCCGACUUCAACUGUAUAAGCAACAGCAACAGUGUGUUCAAUUUGGCAAAUGUUCCAAAACUAAUUGUUGUGUGUUCCAGACGGUGAAAGGGGGCUAUUCAGAGACCAGAAUUGAGAAGAGGAUCAUAAUCACAGGAGAUGAUGAUGUUGACCAGGAGCAGGUGAGCAGACUCCAGCUGAAGGACAACAUUAACUCUGUAACACAGUAACCUAUAAGCUAUAGACACAGCAGGGGAUGUGUAGUCUUAAAAGUGUUCAUAGAGUUUUCAUUACUAGACAUACACCAGUCUAGUGAUUCUACAUAGUAAGCAGUUGAAAUGAAUGUCAUAUAAUUUGUUCCUUCACAGGCCCUCGCUAUUGCGAUACAGGAAGCCAAGCAACAGCAUCCAGACAUGUUGGUCACCAAGGCAGUAGUUGUCAAGGAAACAGAAUCAUCCACUGAGGAUCCACAUGGGACAUCUUAGGUACAGGAGUCUGACAGGUUUCUAUUGUGUAUCGAAUCUCCAUAACCUCUUUGCAUGAAAAGUUGGUAGUUCCUUUCAUCUUUUGUCAUAGUUUAAACCAGGGAUUGGCAACUGGUGGCCCCCCAUUUGAAGGCCCUCGGAUCAAUUUGGGGGGGGGGGGGGGGGGGGGGGGGGGGGGACUCAGUCGGGGUCUCAACUAACUGUUGCAAGGUAGAAUAGUAGAAUACACAAGGUGCAAUUUCGAAAUGUGGUUGUGCAUCAACAGUUUUCCUCUUGUUAUGUCAGUCACUGACAGUCACUCAAUUAGCCCAUGUCAGCUAACAUGUUUUAGAUUGGUAAAUUAGUCUAACGGCCAGCUAUCUAGACUUGUAGUAAUCAAGGUGGGGGAGGGGGGCGGGGGACGACGACAACUGCGGCCCCUCAUGAUGAGUUCCGAUUUUGUGGCCCCCACCCCCAUCAAAGUUGCCCAUCCCUGCUUUAAACAAUUAACUGUCUCCUCUCUCCUAUAGUCCUGAUUCCUGGGACAUGAGCGCCCCCCUCAGGAGCAGACCUGUUGGUGCCUGAGCUACCUGAGACCACCACUCUACUGUACCACCCUGACCACUGCUAGUGUGGCUCCGACACACACACACACACACACACA